CACCCAGCCCGCCGGCUCCAAAUCCCAACCUCCAGCCCCAGCAGAGGCUCUGUCACUACGCAGCAGAUGGGGCUGAGGUCCCCUUGGCCUGGGCCUUCUCUGACUGGAGCACCAGGGUCGCCAGUUGAAGUUCCUCCACAGAGGAAAGACCGGGCUGCGAUGGGGUUACCAGGCCGUGACAACAGGGCUGUCCCGCUAAUGCAGGGUCACGCCGAGGUUGGGAGGUGUUGGGGGGCGAGUUGUUGCGUUACCUCUUCACGCCCUUGUCCCGUACCCAAGGCCUGGCCGGGCAGGCUGUAUCCUGAUCUCCCACAUUGCAUUUUGGAGCAGAAGCAAGGGCAGUGAGAGCUGAACGGAGCCCAUUGUGUGCCCAGGAGAAGGAGUCAUUUGGGAAGGCGAGGUUUAGGUUACCACAAGGAGGUUCUACAUUGUGGAGGAAAGAACAGGAGAGGAGGGCAGGGCAUAGGGGGAGGUUAGAGGGUUGAUAUGGAGUGGCCCACUCUGGGGAUUGAAUGACUGUUGCACUGAGCUCACCCGGAAUCCAGUCCAGGACCUUUUUUUGGAAGGUCAAGCUUGAUGGGCUCUCCAGAACUUCUGAUGUUCAAUGCACCAGACUUUGUUCCCACAAAAUACCCUCACCUGUCACUGUGGUCCCACAGAAACUGUUGAUGUAAUGCUUUUUGACUUAUUGAAGUAACUGGAUCAGUCCGUUUCAACCAUUACUAUUUUAUUUUCUCAGACCAUUUAGAAGUAAACCUCCUUGUCAGCAAGACUGUGUUCCUGGAAAUAUCUCCGUCAUCCUGUCCUUCAUUGAGGCAUAGAUGUGUGCUACCUUACAUGGGGCAAAUAUGCAAUGUCACCUUAGCUGAGCUCAGUAUGAAAAAAACGAUUAUACAACACUGUCCCUAUUCCCAGUGAGCUAAAUGGAGGGAAAGUGAAAGACCUUUAUCCGCUCACUAUCAUGUCCUUGUUGGCUAAUGAAUUGUGUGUGGGCGGGUGAGUGUGUGUGUGUGAGUGAAUACAUGCGAGAGUGGGAGUUCAAGUGAGAAAAUCAGGCCUAUUGUCCCCAUCUCAAUGUCUCCCACUUCUCCUCGUCCUCGACAUUUCCCAAAACACCGUCCGUUAGCACAGGAGGAUCCCGGUCCCGGCAGGCCCACUGGGAUCAUGUUGUUUUUUUCUCCCCUUUUGUGUGUCACUCUCUUUUCACAAGUUGAUAAAGAGUAUGUGCAUUUACACAACAACAUGGGAGGAGUAAAAUAAUCCACCACAGAGAGCCCCUAUACUGGUCAAUGGGAGCCCCGGGUCAGCCCUCAGUCCUGCAGCCUUUCAAAUCAAAUUUUAUUUGUCACAUGCGCCGAAUACAACAGGUACCUUACAGUGAAAUGCUUACUUACAAGCCCUUCACCAACAAUGCAGUUUUAAGAAAGAAUACCAAAAAAAUGCAAAUAGUCUGGGUAGCCAUUUGAUUAGAUGUUCAGGAGUCUUAUGGCUUGGGGGUAGAAGCUGUUUAGAAGCCUCUUGGACCAAGACUUGGCGCUCCGGUACCGCUUGCUGUGCGGUAGCAGAGAGAACAGUCUAUGACUAGGGUGGCUGGAGUCUUUGUAAAUUUUUAGGGCCUUCCUCUGACAGCGCCUGGUAUAGAGGUCUUGGAUGGCAGGAAGCUUGGCCCCAGUGAUGUACUGGGCCAUACGCACUACCUUCUGUAGUGCCUUGCGGUCGGAGACCGAGCAGUUGCCAUACAAGGCAGUGAUGCAACCAGUCAGGAUGCUGUCGAUGGUGCAGCUGUAGAACCUUUUGAGGAUCUGUGGACCCAUGCCAAAUCUUUUCAGUCUCCUUAGGGGGAAUAGGUUUUGUCAUGCCCUCUUCACGACUGUCUUGGUGUGUUUGGACCAUGUUAGUUUGUUGGUGAUGUGGACACCAAGGAACUUGAAGCUCUCAACCUGCUCCUCCACAGCCCCGUCGAUGAGAAUGGGGGCGUGCUCGGUCCUCUUCUUUUUCCUGUAGUCCACAAUCAUCUCCUUUGUCUUGAUCAAGUCAUGAGUGAACAGGGAGUACAGGAGGGGACUGAGCACGCACCCCUGAGGGGCCCCCGUGUUGAGGAUCAGCGUAGCAGAUGUGUUGUCACCUAUCCUUAACUACUGGGGGCGGCCGUCAGGAAGUCCAGGAUCCAGUUGCAGAGGGAGGUGUUUAGUCCCAGGGUCCUUAGCUUAGUGAUGAGCUUUGAGGGCACCAUGGUGUUGAACGCUGAGCGGUAGUCAAUUAAUAGCAUUCUCACAUACAGUGGGGAGAACAAGUAUUUGAUACACUGCCGAUUUUGCAGGUUUUCCUACUUACAAAGCAUGUAGAGGUCUAUAAUUUUUAUCAUAGGUACACUUCAACUGUGAGAGACGGAAUCUAAAACAAAAAUCCAGAAAAUCACAUUGUAUGAUUUUUAAGUAAUUAAUUUGCAUUUUAUUGCAUGACAUAAGUAUUUGAUCACCUACCAACCAGUAAGAAUUCCGUCUCUCACAGACCUGUUAGUUUUUCUUUAAGAAGCCCUCCUGUUCUCCACUCAUUACCUGUAUUAACUGCACCUGUUUGAACUCGUUACCUGUAUAAAAGACACCUGUCCACACACUCAAUCAAACAGACUCAAACCUCUCCACAAUGGCCAAGACCAGAGAGCUGUGUAAGGACAUCAGAGAUAAAAUUGUAGACCUGCAAAAGGCUGGGAUGGGCUACAGGAAAAUAGGCAAGCAGCUUGGUGAGAAGGCAACAACUGUUGGCGCAAUUAUUAGAAAAAGUUCAAGAUGACGGUCAAUCACCCUCGGUCUGGGGCUCCAUGCAAGAUCUCACCUCGUGGGGCAUCAAUGAUCAUGAGGAAGGUGAGGGAUCAGCCCAGAACUACACGUCAGGACCUGGUCAAUGACCUGAAGAGAGCUGGGACCACAGUCUCAAAGAAAACCAUUAGUAACACACUACGCCGUCUUGGAUUAAAAUCCUGCAGCACACGCAAGGUCCCCCUGCUCAAGCCAGCGCAUGUCCAGGCCCGUCUGAAGUUUGCCAAUGACCAUCUGGAUGAUCCAGAGGAGGAAUGGGAGAAGGUCAUGUGGUCUGAUGAGACAAAAAUAGAGCUUUUUGGUCUAAACUCCACUCGCCGUGUUUGGAGGAAGAAGAAGGAUGAGUACAACCCCAAGAACACCAUCCCAACCGUGAAGAAUGGAGGUGGAAACAUCAUUCUUUGGGGAUGCUUUUCUGCAAAGAGGACAGGACAACUGCACCGUAUUGAGGGGAGGAUGGAGGGGGCAUGUAUCGCGAGAUCUUGGCCAACAACCUCCUUCCCUCAGUAAGAGCAUUGAAGAUGGGUCGUGGCUGGGUCUUCCAGCAUGACAACGACCCGAAACACACAGCCAGGGCAACUAAGGAAUGGCUCCGUAAGAAGCAUCUCAAUGUCCUGGAGUGGCCUAGCCAGUCUCCAGACCUGAACCCAAUAGAAAAUCUUUGGAGGGAGCUGAAAGUCUGUAUUGCCCAGCGACAGCCCCGAAACCUGAAGGAUCUGAAGAAGGUCUGUAUGGAGGAGUGGGCCAAAGUCCCUUGCUGCAGUGUGUGCAAACCUGGUCAAGACCUACAGGAAACGUAUGAUCUCUGUAAUUGCAAACAAAGGUUUCUGUACCAAAUAUUAAGUUCUGCUUGUCUGAUGUAUCAAAUACUUAUGUUAUGCAAUAAAAUGCAAAUUAAUUACUUAAAAAUCAUACAAUGUGAUUUUCUGGAUUUUUGUUUUAGAUUCCGUCUCUCACAGUUUAAGUGUACCUAUGAUAAAUUACAGACCUCUACAUGCUUUGUAAGUAGGAAAACCUGCAAAAUCGGCAGUGUAUCAAAUACUUGUUCUCCCCACUGUAGGUGUUCCUUUUGUCCAGGUGUGAAAGGGCGGUGUGGAGCGCAAUAGAGAUUGCAUCAUCUGUGGAUCUGUUGGGGCGGUAUGCAAAUUGGAGUGGGUCUAGGGUUUCUGGGAUAAUGGUGUUGAUGUGAGCCAUUGCCAGCCUUUCAAAGCUCUUCAUGGCUACAUAUGUGAGUGGUACGGUCGGUAGUCAUUUAGGCAGGUUACCUUAGUGUUCUUGGGCACAGGGACUAUGUUGGUCUGCUUGAAACAUGUUUGGUAUUACAGACUGAGACAGGGAGAGGUUGAAAAUGUCAGUGAAGACACCUGCCAGUUGGUCAGCGCAUGCUCGGAGUACACGUCCUGGUAGUCCGUCUGGCCCUAUGGCCUUGUGAAUGUUGACCUGUUUAAAGGUCUUACUCACAUCGGCUACGAAGAGCGUGAUCACACAGUCGUCCGGAACAGCUGAUGCUCUCAUGAUGUCAGGAAGCAACAUUACACAUUCAGUGGGAGAAAUGGAAUUUAGAGCAUGGCAAUAGCCACCCUAUUUUGCCAGUAUGUAAUCUAGAGCCAGUUCAUGCCUAGCAGUUACUGCCUUCAAAUUCUGGACAUCAGCUGAGAGGAGGGCGAAACCAGUAAUGGUCAGAUUCAGAUGUGCCUGCAUGGAGUAGGAAAUGUUAUUAAUCCAAUCCCCAAAAACGUUCAUCCCAACCCCAGGGAAAAGAGAUAAGCCAAAGAGCUCACCAUUACUCAGGGAGAAACCAUCAGCCAAAUUAUUAUGGGCCAUAACUUUCUUAACUCUCCCUGAUGAUUUCCUAGUAGUAUUGCGUUUAGCAUCCAAUAGCAUUAGUAGGGGAAUAGUGGCCAGCUGUAAUUGGGUCUGGCCAAGGUAACAACAGCCAUUCCAUGCACUAGGCAACUGCAAAAAACCUCUAUCUCCACAAAUCCACAUAAAACCAUUUGGGGCUCCCAAUCCGGAUUCAACAGCAGAUAUACAGUGAGGGAAAAAAGUAUUUGAUCCCCUGCUGAUUUUGUACGUUUGCCCACUGACAAAGAAAUGAUCAGUCUAUAAUUUUAAUGGUAGGUUUAUUUGAACAGUGAGAGACAGAAUAACAACAAAAAAAUCCAGCAAAACGCAUGUCACAAAUGUUACAAAUUGUUUUGCAUUUUAAUGAGGGAAAUAAGUAUUUGACCCCCUCUCAAUCAGAAAGAUUUCUGGCUCCCAGGUGUCUUUUAUACAGGUAACGAGCUGAGAUUAGGAGCACACUCUUAAAUGGAGUGCUCCUAAUCUCAGUUUGUUACCUGUAUAAAAGACACCUGUCCACAGAAGCAAUCAAUCAAUCAGAUUCCAAACUCUCCACCAUGGCCAAGACCAAAGAGCUCUCCAAGGAUGUCAGGGACAAGAUUGUAGACCUACACAAGGCUGGAAUGGGCUACUAGACCAUCGCCAAGCAGCUUGGUGAGAAGGUGACAACAGUUGGUGCGAUUAUUCGCAAAUGGAAGAAACACAAAAUAACUGUCAAUCUCCCUUGUCCUGGGGCUCCAUGCAAGAUCUUACCUCGUGGAGUUGCAAUGAUCAUGAGAACGGUGAGGAAUCAGCCCAGAACUACACGGGAGGAUCUUGUCAAUGAUCUCAAGGCAGCUGGGACCAUAGUCACCAAGAAAACAAUUGGUAACACACUACGCCGUGAAGGACUGAAAUCUUGCAGCGCCCGCAAGGUCCAUCUGCUCAAGAAAGCACAUAUACAGGCCCGUCUGAAGUUUGCCAAUGAACAUCUGAAUGAUUCAGAGGAGAACUGGGUGAAAGUGUUGUGGUCAGAUGAGACCAAAAUCGAGCUCUUUGGCAUCAACUCAACUCACCGUGUUUGGAGGAGGAGGAAUGCUGCCUAUGACCCCAAGAACACCAUCCCCACCAUCAAACAUAGAGGUGGAAACAUUAUGCUUUGGGGGUGUUUUUCUGCUAAGGGGACAGGACAACUUCACCACAUCAAAGGGACGAUGGAUGGGGCCAUGUACCGUCAAAUCUUGGGUGAGAACCUCCUUCCCUCAGCCAGGCCAUUGAAAAUGGGUCGUGGAUGGGUAUUCCAGCAUGACAAUGACCCAAAACACACGGCCAAGGCAACAAAGGAGUGGCUCAAGAAGAAGCACAUUAAGGUCCUGGAGUGGCCUAGCCAGUCUCCAGACCUUAAUCCCAUAGAAAAUCUGUGGAGGGAGCUGCAGGUUCGAGUUGCCAAACGUCAGCCUCGUAACCUUAAUGACUUGGAGAAGAUCUGCAGAGAGGAGUGGGACAAAAUCCCUCCAGAGAUGUGUGCAAACCUUUGUGGCCAACUACAAGAAACGUCUGACCUCUGUGAUUGCCAACAAGGGUUUUGCCACCAAGUACUAAGUCAUGUUUUGCAGAGGGGUCAAAUACUUAUUUCCCUCAUUAAAAUGCAAAUCAAUUUAUAACGUUUUUGACAUGCGUUUUUCUGGAUUUUUUUGUUGUUAUUCUGUCUCUCACUGUUCAAAUAAACCUACCAUUAAAAUUAUAGACUGAUCAUGUCUUUGUCAGUGGGCAAACGUACAAAAUCAGCAGGGGAUCAAAUACUUUUUUCCCUCACUGUAGGUAUUCUGGUGAUUGACUCAGAAUAGGUGAGUGCAUGGUGGACAUCAAGCGAGCAUCUAUCAGUAGGUGGCAGGCCUGCAUAUCUUUUACAAGUUUCUGAGAACCCAACAGAGACAUUCCCAUCACUACAGAGGCAGAGUGGAGGCCUAUAGGUAGGGUGAAGGUUAGUAAGUAAAGGUUCUAUUUUAUUUUUUCCAAUGGUUAGGGGCAAUGGGUAAGGGGGAUGCAUAGAACACUCAACAGCUGAUGAGACGUUAUAGAUCCUUGAUGUAUAUCUCAUCCCCUUGAGGCAGACCUCUAGACCUGUUCUAAGGCUGAGUCAUCACUGGGGAGUAUAUUUUUUUAACACCAAUGGUGCGGUUGGAUAGUCUGGAGUAUUCUUGUGCUACAUAGAGCUGCAGGCAUUGGGGCUGGUUGUUAGUACCCCUCACACUUUGGUGGAGGUAGGAAAGAACAGCACACAAAGUUUGCUGGUCUGAGAGUGGAAUUUCACUCUGGCUCUGGGGAUUCUUUAACACUAUAACAUAGGAACCAUUUGGUGCUGCCUGCCUGCUCAAAUUUUUGACCAUAUUAACCCAUUGGUUGCUGGUCUUUAGUUAGUUUCCCUGUAUUUCUAUCCCCGCUAUAUAAGGCAUUUGGCUCAGGGUAAGAAGUAACAUCAGUGCAAAUCCUACUGGUUUAACAAAGCCCAUAGUUCUAGCAAUGUUGCCAUCAUGGUCAUGGGUAAUAACCUUAACCUCCACGAGGUCUUGCUUAUCUGCUAAGGUCUUGGCGUCGUCUUCUGGCAGUGGGACAGGUGGUUCCAUCCCUGACGUUACUGGACCUUCACUGCCGAUAGGGUUGCAGCGAUGACUUGGUAAUGUCCCAUCCAUCUUGGUUGGCUCCACUUCCUCUUGUGGAUCUUCAGCUUGAUCUAUUCUCCGAUAUCUACCGGGAGUUCGUCUGGUGGGCCCUGUUCCGGAGUCUCCUGAGUUUUCCUGUGUUGAGAGUGAAGAAAUCUAACAGCAUGGGUCAGUUCUUUCAUGUACUUACACAAAUCAUCAUCCAGUGUUGUCAAGUCAGUCUGUCGUGGUGUCAUAGGCCUAUGUAUAGGGACGUUCAUUGGUCGGCCAGUUAAGAGCUCGUGUGGGCUAAGCCCUGUACCAUGGUCAAUGCUGCUACGCAUUUUCAUCAAGACUAAGGGAAGGCAUUCCACCCAAGAUCUCCCUGUGGAGUGGCAUGCCUUAGCAAGCCCCCCUUUGAUCGUUUGGUUAGCCCUUUCGGUAAUCCCGUUACUCUGUGAGUGAUAGAUGCAAACAAACUUUUGAUCUAUCCCUAGCUGGGUGGCCACCUGAGCAACCACAUCUACAGUGAAAUGGGUGCCAUUGUCUGCAGAUAAAGUUUCUGGUAUUCCAAAUCUGGGAAUCACUUCCCUUACCAGAAUAUUUGCUACAGUUUUAGCAUCACAAUGUAUAGUGGGAAAAGCUUCAACCCACCUGGUGAAGCGGUCAAUUAUCACCAGGCAGUAUCUUUUCCUCUCCUUUCGUUCAGCCAUGUCUAUGAAAUCCGUAGUCAAAUGGGUGAACGGGCCAGCGCUGGAAAUUUCCCUGGUUUCAGGGGGGUACCUUUACCAAUGUUGUAUUGCGUGGUAUCCACUGGCCCCUACCCCUUUGAUGGAAUGUUUGUUGUGGGGGUAGGAGGGGACACGUGGUCUUUGUGUGACCAGGUGUCCCACAAUGCCAGCAGACGAUUGGCUGCCGUUGUUGAGGCAUAUAGGGUUGUGGAUUUCCAAAUGCUUGAGGAGGGAACUGCUGAGUUGCUGGUGGUUGUUAAAACUGUUCGCCAGCCGGCUGGUAGGGUGGUGUUACAGGUCCUGAAGGAGGGACAGGUGGCAGAACGGGUACUGGAGGUGCAGCCACCAUCAGGUUACUUGGUUUACUUUUAUCCAGCUGAGCUAGUUGAGCCUUUUUCAGUCGCAAGUCAAUGCCACUUUUUCUUGACCUUUCUUCCUUCUUCAUCUUUCUCCAGGCUCUACAAUGGUGUCUGAUGUGGUCUGCCUUCCCUGGGCCAUCAAGCCUGUCCCACCCUACAGUGUUUGACAGUUUGUCUCACCCAUUUAGGUAGGUUUCGGCAUGCUCUGUCAUAGAAUACGUUUUCAGUAGUUUCAGUAGAAUCAAAUCUCUCUGUGGUUUCUCCAUGCCACUCAGUCUUCAUUCUGUCCAUCCAGUCCAAGAUUUCAUCGUCUUCGGUAUAUAUUAUCUCACCCAGUCUAGAGACGUCUCUGGUGGUGGGAACAUUUCCCUCAAUUGUUGAUAGAGAGCCUGCCUGAAGUGGGUUAAGGGCAAUUCCACUUGGCCUCCUACCAGGUUAACACUAUGCCAUACAGUAUCACAUUGGCCUGGGGUCAAGACCUUUGAUAUGAGAGCUUUAAGAUCUCCCAUGCACAACUGAUGGUGUGAUGCUAUCACGGUCUCAAUGGUGUGUAUCUAUCUGUCAGCCCCUUUCGAUACACGAGGUAGUUGUUUUGCAGCCUCCAAAUCUCCAUGGUUUAUAGUCGUAAUAUGGUGUACCUGUCCCUGAGGUCUUUAUCACCAAAGGGUAAGAGGUCUGCGGUGCGAUUUCAUCUUCUUCUGCAAUAUAGUCUUGUAGGGCAAAUCCCACUGGGUCCUUUCCUUGCAAUCUCAAAGAGGAGCGAGCUGGAGUUGUUCGAAACUCUUCUCUGAUAGAGCCUCUGCAUUCAGCCACCACUUUGGUUGGUGCCUUUAGCUGUUCACUUGAUCUGUUCAGCUUGUCCCUUAGAGUUGAGUCAUCAUGUUCACUCUGAUACUCAGCUGCUCCUGACUGUGAGGACUUCCAUCUUUCCUUAGUCUCUUCUCUUGUUUCACCUACGCCAUCAUACUUGCUUUCUCUUUCUCUAUCACGUUCUUUGUCUCUUCUUUUUUCUUUCUCUUUUGCACUUCUGUCCUUUUCUUUUCUCUCCUUUUCUCUUUUUCUUUCUUUGAGACAUCUCUCCUCUUCUCUUCUCUCUCUCUCUCUCUCUCUCUCUCCUCUCUUCUUCCUCAUCCUCGUCUUUAUAACGUAGCUUUUUCAUGGCAAUUGCUCUGUUGGCGUUUGUUCUGAUUCUUUUGUCUUCAGCUUCCAUUAGGUCUCGGGCAGUAGUGACUUUAGGAUAGAGGGAAGUGGUGAUUGGUGUUGAAUGACUUCUCGUAUCCUUCAUUAUGUCCCCCAGCUCCUGAUACAUCUCACCCUUUUGUAGGGGUGGAAAAUCGCUGUCAUCACGUCUUGACAGUGAAUCAGAGCCCUGAUCUUCACCGUCCAUCAGAGUAAUUUCUCCCCGAAUAACAACUCUCAAUCCUCCACCUGCGCUGCUCUCAGAGGCUGUUCCUUCAAUGCCAACGGACACUCCUUCUCUUGGGCCCUAAUCACGAGGCAGAAUCGUUAAUCAGCGGAUAGGUCCCUUUAAACUCAUCUCCAUUGUAUGGGGGUGGAGGAGCAUAUGGUGGAGUGCUACACUCCAGUGGAGCCUCUCUACUUUGAGAGAGGUCACUUCUUUCUUCAGGCAGGUUGCUUUCUGCUGGCACCAGAAUAGGUUGCCCUCAGUCUUCAAUAUGGAUAGUGCCGUUACAGAGAACAAUGUGGAUUUCUUCUUUCCUUUCUUCUUAUCACUCUGUCUUCUAGUCACAAUAUCUAAGACAUGUUGAUAUUUAGUUUUAUUAAAUUACCCGUCUAUGGGCCAUCUGUAGUCCAGGGCAUUUUGGUCCAAUCAUGCCAUUUCUUAAAAACCCAGAUAAAGUCUUUUUCCAUGGUUGGGUAUUUUCCUGCCAGAAAUUGCAAAGGAGUGGAGGGCUUCAUAGCAAUGGGGUCCUCAGGUAGACUUGAGAUCCCUUCUGUCAUAUCUCAAAAACCCUUUUUUAUUUAGGUUCUGCGUUUAAUAAAACUAAACAAUGUGUAUAAUAUCUCCUAUAUAAGUAUGUAAUAUGCAACUUGUCCUCUAAGUCAUGUAAGUCUGUUCAAAGCAGGGUGGUAAUUAAACUUUAACUGUAUCCCAUGCAAUAUAUGGGAAGUGGAAAACAAACCCCCUCCGUCAAGCAACCACGGUAUAGUAAAAGGCUCAAGGGGACUCAAAAAUGGGCACAAAUCUUGGCGUGACCUCUACUAUUAUUCGGGUAUAAUCAGGAUAAUUCUCUUCCUCCAGAGGGGAAACUAUCACUUCAAAACUACACUACCGGUCAAAAGUUUUAGAACACCUAUACUCAUUCAAGGGUUUUAACACAUAUGGAAUCAUGUAGUAACCAAAAAAGUGUUAAACAAAUCAAAAUAUAUUUUAUAUUUGAGAUUCUUCAAAUAGCCACUGUUUUGCCUUGAUGACAGCUUAGCACACUCUUGGCAUUCUGUCAACCAGCUUAACCUGAAAUUCUUUUCCAUCAAUCUUGAAGGAGUUCCCACAUAUGCUGAGCACUUGUUGGCUGCUUUUCCUUCACUCUGCGGUCCGACUCAUUCCAAACCAUCUCAAUUUGGUUGAGGUCGGGGGAUUGUGGAGGCCAGAUCAUCUGAUGCAGCACUCCAUCACUCUCCUUCUUGGUAAAAUAGCCCUUACACAGCCUGGAGGUGUGUUGGGUCAUUGUCCUGUUGAAAAACAAAUGAUAGUCCCACUAUGCCCAAACCAGAUGGGAUGGCGUAUCGCUGCAGAAUGCUGUGGUAGCCAUGCUGGUUAAGUGUGCCUUGAAUUCUAAAUAAAUCACAGACAGCGUCACCAGCAAAGCACCCCCACACCAUAACAACUCCUCCUCCAUGCUUUACGGUGGGAAAUACACAUGUCUGUUACUUGAACUCUGUGAAGCAUUUAUUUGGGCUGCAAUUUCUGAGGCUGGUAGCUCUAAUGAACUUAUCCUCUGCAGCAGAGGUAACUCUGGGUCUUCCAUUCCUGUGGCGGUCCUCAUGCGAGCCAGUUUUAUCAUAGCGCUUGAUGGUUUUUGCGACUGCACUUUCAAAGUUCUUGAAAUGUUCCGUUUUGACUGACCUUCAUGUCUUAAAGUAAUGAUGGACUGUCAUUGCUCUUUGCUUAUUUGAGCUAUUCUUGCAAUAAUAUGGACUUGGUCUUUUACCAAAUAGGGCUAUCUUUUGUAUACCCCCCUACCUUGUCACAACACAACUGAUUGGCUCAAACGCAUUAAGAAGGAAAGAAAUUCCAUAAAUUUACUUUUAAGAAGGCACACCUGUUUAUUGAAAUGCAUUCCAGGUGACUUCCUCAUGAAGCUGGUUGAGAGAAUGCCAAGAGUGUGCAAAGCUGUCAUCAAGGCAAAGGUGGCUAUUUGAAGAAUCUCAAAUCUCAAAUAUAUUUUGAUUUGUUUAACACUUUUUUGGUUACUACAUGAUUACAUUUGUGUUAUUUCAUAAUUUUGAUGUCUUCACUAUUAUUCUACAAUGUAGAAAAUAGUAAAAAUAAAGAAAAACCCUUGAAUGAGUAGGUGUUCUAAAACUUUUGACCAGUAGUGUACGUCUCCUCAAAAUGGCAUAAGUAAGUAACACACGGGUAGUUCUAUUUCCUAAUACAGCAAUGGUGUAUGCACUAAGGUUUAUUCCCCCACAGGCAAUCCUUCUAGCAUCAGAAUCAAAUAACCACUCGGUCAAUUCCACCACAUGGGCUUGAUACACAGUAUGAUUAACUCCUGAUCUAAUAUCCCACCAUCUAUCCAUAACACACAAAAUACAUCAUAAAUAAAACAUGAAUAGUUCUAUACUUUCCCAAAACGAUCCUCAAAAUCAUUCAACUCUUAAAAUAAAUGGCGUUUUAUACUUGGAAUUUAUGCCCUAAAUCCUAUCAACAAGUCUCAUCAAAUGGCUUUUAUACUCUGAAUUUAUGCCCUAAGUCCUAUCACCGAGUCUCAUCACUCUCUCAGAGUCAUAACCAUACACUCAUACACUAUUGGCCCUCCUGUAGCUCAGUUGGUAGAGCAUGGCGCUUGCAACGCAAGGGUUGUGGGUUCGUUUCCCACGGGGGGCCAGUAUGAAAAAUGUAUGCACUCACUAAUUGUAAGUCGCUCUGGAUAAGAGCGUUUGCUAAAUGACUAAAAUGUCAAUUGGAUCACAAAAAAAUAAAAUAAAACUCUAACAGACGUAACGUAGGAAUUUCUACCCUAUUUCCACCUAGGCGGUCUGUGGUUCCUUCUAUGUGGUGAGAACAAAUUCACUGUCACUCUCAGUCAUAUAAUAUUCAGAAUUUAGGUUCGUAUAAAUUUAUCAGCGAAGCGCCACUUACUUGCCAGAAUGACUCAUUAACCACAACGUGCAAUACCAAAUUACAGACUUUAGAUAUAACAGGCAUCUGCUUACCUUGUAAUUUGUAGGCCUGGCACGUGGAUCAAUGGUCACUCCAGCGAAGUGGUCACUCGCUCCUGGCAAGCUCGCCAAAGUGUUCAACUGAUGAUCAGGUGUAAUAAUGCUCAAAUCAAUAUAUGGUGGUAAGAAGGAAACACAGACACUUCGUCAAAGUAUUCAGAUUAUUCUUUAAUUAAUGCAAUUGCAGGCAGAACUUAGUACAGAGUACAAUAUUGAUAGCUCUCCCCAAGUUCUGCGAGGUGUCUAAGACAUCCUGUAACUUAUAAAGCCUCCCCAACCCUUCCUAGUGUGACUUCCCCUAACAACAACAGCUUAAUACAUCUACCUAUCCCUGACAGCGCCAAUCAUCUUGUCAGUAUUUUAUAGCUUCAAAAACAUGGGCUUGACCGAUUCUUGACUUCUCAUACAGAAACUUAACAAUAUAAUCUUGUGACAUUUAACAUUUCAUAAAGGAGAAGUAAGAGGCUUCUAGCGCGAGGGGAUAUUUUUGUGAUUAGGCGCAGCGUCCUCUUUUCACAGAACCAGACAGCUUGGGUGUUUCAUUGAUUGUAAGAAGCUGAUAGCAAGAAGUUAAACCCCUUCACUAUGCUAGCAAAACAGUCCUGUAGCUUAGUAUCUGCUUCAUCUGACCACUUUUUUUAUUGACCGAGUCACUGGUGCUUCCUGCUUUAGUUUUUGCUUGUAAGCAGGAAUCAGGAGGAUAUAAUCAUGCUCAGAUUUGCCAAAUGGAGGACAAGGGAGAGCUUUGUACGCAUCUCUGUGUGUGGAGUAAAGGUGGUCCAGAGUUUUUUCCCCUCUGGUUGCACAUUUAACAUGCUGGUAGAAAUUAGGAUAUAGAUGGAAAUUCUCUUGGUUGAUAGUGUGGUCCACAGCUUACCAUGAGAUACUCUACCUCAGGCGAGCAAAAUAUAGUUUUCAUUUAUAUUCUUCGUAGCUGUCUAUUUACCACCACAAACCGAUGCUGGCACUAAGACCGCUCUCAAUUAACUGUAUACGGCCAUAAGCAAACAGGAAAACACUCAUCCAGAGACGGCGCUCCUAGUGUCCGGGGACUUUAAUGAAGGUAAAUUUAAAUCAGUUUUACCUCACUGGGCUUGCAAACUAUUACAGACUACAAAGGGAAGCACAGCCGCAAGCUGCCCAGUGACACGAGCCUACCAGACGAGCUAAAUUACUUCUAUGCUCGCUUCGAGGCAAGUAACACUGAAACAUGCAUGAGAGCAUCAGCUGUUCCGGACGACUGUGUGAUCACGCUCUCCGUUGCUGAUGUGAGUAAGACCUUUAAACAGGUCAACAUUCACAAGGCCGCAGGGCCAGAUGGAUUACCAGGAUGUGUACUCCGAGCAUGCGCUGACCAACUGGCAGGUGUCUUCACUGACAUUUUCAACCUCUCCCUGUCUCAGUCUGUAAUACCAACAUGUUUCAAGCAGACCACUAUAGUCCCUGUGCCCAAGAACACUAAGGUAACCUGCCUAAAUGACUACCGACCUGUACCACUCACAUCUGUAGCAAUGAAGUGCUUUGAAAGGCUGGCCAUGGCUCACAUCAACACCAUUAUCCCAGAAACCCUAGACCCACUCCAAUUUGCAUACCGCCCCAACAGAUCCACAGAUGAUGCAAUCUCUAUUGUGCUCCACACUGCCCUUUCACACCUGGACAGAAGGAACACCUAUGUGAGAAUGCUAUUCAUUGACUACAGCUCAGCGUUCAACACCAUAGUGCCCUCAAAGCUCAUCACUAAGCUAAGGACCCUGGGACUAAACACCUCCCUCUGCAACUGGAUCCUGGACUUCCUGACAGGCCACCCCCAGGUGGUAAGGGUAGGUAACAACACAUCUACAUUUACAUUUACAUUUUAGUCAUUUAGCAGACGCUCUUAUCCAGAGCGACUUACAGGAGCAAUUAGGGUUAAGUGCCUUGCUCAAGGGCACAUUUACGUCAUUUAGCAGACGCUCUUAUCCAGAGCGACUACAAAUUGGUGCAUUCACCCUAUAGCCAGUGGGAUAACCACUUUACAAUUAUACUUUUUUUUUUUUUUUUUUUUUUUUUUGGGGGGGGGGGGGGGGGGAAGGGGUAGAAGGAUUACUUUAUCCUAUCCCAGGUGUUCCUUAAAGAGGUGGGGUUUCAAAUGUCUCCGGAAGGUGGUGAGUGACUCCGCUGUCCUGGCGUCGUGAGGGAGCUUGUUCCACCAUUGGGGUGCCAGAGCAGCGAACAGUUUUGACUGGGCUGAGCGGGAACUAUGCUUCCGCAGAGGAAGGGGAGCCAGCAGGCCAGAGGUGGAUGAACGCAAUGCCCUCGUUUGGGUGUAGGGACUGAUCAGAGCCUGAAGGUAUGGAGGUGCCGUUCCCCUCACUGCUCCAUAGGCAAGCACCAUGGUCUUGUAACGGAUGCGAGCUUCAACUGGAAGCCAGUGGAGUGUGCGGAGGAGGGGGGUGACGUGAGAGAACUUGGGAAGGUUGAACACCAGACGGGCUGCGGCAUUCUGGAUGAGUUGUAGGGGUUUAAUGGCACAGGCAGGGAGCCCAGCCAACAGCGAGUUGCAGUAAUCCAGACGGGAGAUGACAAGUGCCUGGAUUAGGACCUGUGCCGCUUCCUGUGUAAGGCAGGGUCGUACUCUCCGAAUGUUGUAGAGCAUGAACCUGCAGGAUCGGGUCACCGCCUUGAUGUUAGCGGAAAACGACAGGGUGUUGUCCAGGGUCACGCCAAGGCUCUUCGCACUCUGGGAGGAGGACACAACGGAGUUGUCAACCGUGAUGGCGAGAUCAUGGAACGGGCAGUCCUUCCCCGGGAGGAAGAGCAGCUCCGUCUUGCCAGGGUUCAGCUUGAGGUGGUGAUCCGUCAUCCAUACUGAUAUGUCGGCCAGACAUGCAGAGAUGCGAUUCGCCACCUGGUUAUCAGAAGGGGGAAAGUGCCACGCUGCCACGCUGAUCUUCAACACAGGGGCCCCUCAGGGGUGCGCACUCAGUCCCCUCCUGUACUCCCUGUUCACUCAUGACUGCAUGGCCAGGCACGACUCCAAUACCAUCAUGCAGUUUGCCGAUGACACAACAGUGGUGGCCUGAUCACCGACAACGAUGAGACAGCCUAUAGGGAGGAGGUCAGAGACCUGGCCGUGUGGUGCCAGGACAACAACCUUUCCCUCAACGUGAUCAAGACAAAGGAGAUGAUUGUGGACUACAGGAAAAAGAAGAACGACCCCAUGCUCAUCGACGGGGCUGUAGUGGAGCAGGUUGAGCACUUCAAGUUCCUUGGUGUCCACAUCGCCAACAAAUUAACAUGGUCCGAGCACACCAAGACAGUCGUGAAGAGGGCACGACAAAACCUAUUCCCCCUAAGGAGACUGAAAAGAUUUGGCAUGGGUCCUCAGAUCCACAAAAGGUUCUACAGCUGCACCAUCGAGAGCAUCCUGACUGGUUGCAUCACUGCCUGGUAUGGCAACUGCUCAGCCUCCGACCGCAAGGCACUACAGAGGGUAGUACGUACGGCCCAGUACAUCACUGGGGCCAAGCUUCCUGCCAUCCAGGACCUCUAUACCAGGCAGUGUCAGAAGAAGGCCCUAAAAAUUGACACAGACUCCAGCCACCCUAGUCAUAGACUGUUCACUCUGCUACCGCACGGCAAGUGGUACCGAAUCGCCAAGUCUAGGUCCAAGAGGCUUCUAAACAGCUUCUACCCCCAAGCCAUAAGACUCCUGAACAUCUAAUCAAUUGGCUACCGAGACUAUUUGCAUUGCCCCCCCCCCCCCCCCCCAUUGUUAUUUUUAUUGCUGCUCUUUAAUUAUUUGUUACUUUUAUUUCGUUAUUUUUUAUUUUUUUGUGUUCUUUCUUAAAAUUGCAUUGUUGGUUAAGGGCUUGUAAGUAAGCAUUUCACUGUAAGGUCUACACCUUUUGUAUUCGGUGCAUGUGACAAAUAAAAUUUGAUUUGAUUUCAUUCCAUGAUUGGAGGGAAAUAAGGUUUGGUUUCAAUAUUUUGCCUUUGCUUGUGUAGUCUUUCCUCCCUCAUUUCCAGGAUACCUCAUUUGCUCUCUCCCUCACUUUCCCUCUCCCUUUCUGUGCCCACUCAAAGUCCCCCUCACCUCCCACCUACUACUUUACCCAAACACUGAUCUCAGAUUAAGUUGAACACUAUCCCCGGUAAAGUUUGCACCUGCCUCUUUUAGUAUUGUUCCUUCCAGAGCUUUGGCAGGGGCUUACACUUUCUCUGCUCCUCUCAUCCAAGGAAUCUCUUUCUCCCUGCUCCUUUCGAUAUCCACUGGAUGCCCUAGGCAAGGAUUUUGGCUGUUUUCUAGGACUCCCGUCAUAACAGUACCGAUAAUCCUGCUGGAAGUGAACGAGAAGCGCCCCUCUGUUUGGACGUCCACCCCCCCUCCUCCCCUCCCAUCAUCACCACAACAACCGCCACCCCUCCGUCUUUCUCCAGUCCUCUCUUCACUUCUUUUAAACUGGAUGGUUCCCAGUUGGAUGGAACACAUCUGUGUACUGGAGGAAACUUGGUUAGAGUGGUGAGGAGUUACAUGUCAGUCUUCUGAAGGCAGGUGAGUGGUCCAUCUAUCUACCUCUUCCUCUAGCUCUCUCUUGCUCUCUUUCCCUCCAACACGUGCAUCACCAAUUGGUGGACAGGUGAGCUGCACCUGAAUUUGACUCCUGGACAGGUGUGUGUUCAUACUUGUUUAUCCUUGGCAUCUCAUAGUUUUUUGAAGAUCAUACAGAAUGGCCUAACAUGGUGGAGAAUCCCUGUUACUGGUAGCCAUGGUGUAUUUAAGGUUUCAUGACAGUUUAUAGCCUCACCCAUUACAGCUCUUAGGAAAUCAGGACAUGAGAGCAUUGAGGACUUCAUACUGCUUUAUGAACAUGUGUAUGGUGAUGUCUCAUAGGGAAGAUGACAGUGCCAUCCUUGGCAUUUGGUUUUAGAACAAUGAAAUCUCUGUGUUAUUAGUUAAUACUGUAUUAGGAUUAUAUGUUCCAUGUUAUAACAAUGCCUACUGCUGAGCAUCUGGCACUGUAGUUUUUGACUUGACAACAUAUAUGUGCUAAUGAAGAUGUUGUGAUUUAGAAGUGAAUCAGUUUGUCAUUUAGUAUUUCAGUAGCAUUAGCCAACAGUCCCUAAUCUAUUUAUGUCUUGAGAUACAUGGCAAUAAUGAUGCAUUAUUUGAAUGUUCUGCUAGCUGUAAUUGGCAUGAAUUGGAUACUUUUCUACAAUUGUUUUCUGUUCUUUUAGUUGUAGCUAGAGUAGACUCCUCUUGAUACAGUCAGAGGUUUAGGGCACUGGAGUGUGACCCCAGAGGGGUUGUGUUUACACCAUUAGAAGAGCCCUUUUUUGUUACAAUCCUGAGUGCAGUCCCCAGGCGUUAUCUAAAUUGUUCUGUUGAAACAUUAUGGAGUAAAUGCUUGUCAGAUAACGUGUUGGGGAACUGAAGGAGUGAAAAUAGGGGUUGUGGUAAUCUCUGUGUUGACAAAGCAUGAUGACAGGGCGAUGACUGAACAAUGAUCCCCUCUCACCAGGGUCCACUAACCUUGGCACACCUGAACACAAUUUACCAACAGGCUGAAUACUGUACACGCAUUAAAGAGAUGACAGUGUAGAUUUGGGAGAGAUACUUAAUUCACAUCACAUUCCUCAGAGAUCACUUUGAGGAUAAUGUUACACUAUCUCCUAACGCUAAACCUAAUUCUAACCCUAACACUAAUUAUAUCUUAACCCUAAACCCCCUAGAAAUAGCAUUUGACCUUGCGGGGACUAACAAAAUGUCCUGUUCUGGUCCCCACAAGUAUAGUUAAACUUGUCCACACACACACACACACACAGACAGACAGACAGAUUAUUAUAAUAAAUUACAACCAUCACAAGAAAUGUAGUAAGCUAUCAUACUGAAAUUCACUCUUGCUGAAGGACCCUAGUCUCUCCUGUGAAAUACAUCUUUCUUGUCAUUUAGAAUAUAACCGUGUUUGGUGUCCUUUUAACACAAAUGUCUCCGGUUACAAAUAAAAUAACAAUGAUUGGCAUAAUUUAAAUUCACAUAAUAAAACAACAUUUUAAACUUAAAAAGGUUUCUGAACAGACCACAACCCACCCAUCAAACCGGUUAUACCAUGGCCCACCACCCCUCCUAACCAAUCCACAAAACGAAUCAAAGUCACAAUAGGUAUUUUGUACCCCAAAUUGCAAUGGCCAUUUCCCCCAAGUCUCACACACACACACACACACACACACACACACACACACACACACACACACACACACACAUCACCCCCUUACAGAUCAAAGUACUCAGAUCAAAGGUGUUUACAUACAUCUCGCUUAAACGAUUUAAGCUAUAAACACAAAACCAACUUUACAAAAUACAGACUGCCCCAACUCGGAUUGCUUGAGAAAAUAUUUUUGAAAGCAUUUUGAACUAUAGCAAUAUUUAAAUGAGCUCCCAAUGCAUUUCAAUGGCAAAGAAAGGCCCAUAGACUCGAAUGGUAAAGAAAAUACAAAUUCUAGACCUAUCUCCUUCUACACCGUUUAAGCUAUCAACACCAAACCAACGUUGAGAUGUUCAGACUAGCCCAACUUAGAUUGCUUGUCAAAGGAUGUUUGAUUCUAUGUAUACUUUUGGAACUAUAACCAUUUUAAUUAACAUUAAAUUAAUAUGGGUUUGAAUGAGAACCAUUGGAUUACAGUGGUUAUGUCACAACUUCCUCCGAAGCUGCCUCCUCUCCUGGUUCGGGUAGGCUUCGGCGUUCGUCGUCACCGGCCUUCUAGCCACUGCCGCUCCUCAUCUCAUCAUUCCAUUUGUUUUGUCUUGUUUAUUACACACACGUGGUUCAUAUCCCCUCAUCAGUACCUGUAUAAGUGUUCCCUCUGCCCCCUUGUCUUUGUGUGUGAUUGUUUAUUGUGAGAAGAGUGAAGCUCGGUUGAGCUCCUUGUAUUGCCGGGUUAUUUUCCCUGUGUGCCUUGUUGGUUCCAGUGCGCCUGUUUUGCGCACUGGACUGUUUUGACGCAUUACUGUGUAACUCUGUAUUCCGGAAUAAAUCCUGUUAUUCUGUGAAUUACCGUCCUGCGCCUGACUCCUUCAAAUCACCUAUCACAGAAUCACACACCCGAAAUGGAGUCAGCGAUCCGGGAGAGCGGAGGACGACAGCGCCAGUGUCACUCUAGUGGCACGAGAGGACAUUUCACUGCACAAUGUUGUCAGUGUUCUUUUGGGUCUGGAGGCGGCAGGCAGGGCACUCUCGCGUCACCCCAGGUAUCGAACACCCACACUCGUUUGAGGCCUCUGCUGCGCACUGUACCCUACCCAUCCUCUUUCCUGAUUACAUUGUAGUUCCCCAGUGUAAGGCACUGGUCGAUUCAGGCGCAGCAGGGAACUUUAUGGACAGGUCAUUUUCACAUAGUCUAGGCAUUACAUUGGUUCCCCUAUCCAUUCCACUCCCCAUCAGAGCAGUUGACAGUCGACCAUAAGAGUCCGGGUUCGUUAGGGAGAGUACAGCACCAGUCACUAUGGUUACACACGAGACUCAUCGAGAGCAAGUCACUUUUUUUUAUUAUUGUGUCUCCUGAUUUCCCUGUUGUGUUAGGUCUUCCCUGGUUAGCACUCCACAACCCCACCUUUUCAUGGCCACAGAGGGUUCUCACGGGGUGGUCGCGAGAGUGUCAGGGAAGGUGUUUAGGUGUUUCCGUUGGUGCAACCAUGGUGGAAAGACCAGACAGUACCUCCACCUUGCGCAUUCCCCCCGAAUACCUCGAUUUGGCGCACGUGUUUUCCAAAACGCAGGCGACCAAAUUACCACCUCAGCGGGCGGGGGAUUGCGUGAUAAACCUCCGGGUAGAUGCUGUGCCUCCCAUGAGUCAUGUGUAUCCCCUGUCACAGGCUGAAACAUACGUCUCCAAGUCCCUGCACCAGGGGUUUAUACGUCCCUCCACUUCGCCCGCCUCCUCAAGUUAUUUUUUUGUAAAGAAGAAAGACAAAGGUCUGUGCCCUUGCAUUGAUUACCGACCACUGAACAAGGGGACGAUACGAUUUAGUUAUCCUCUACCCCUCGUUCCAUCUGUGAUCGAGUCAAUGCAUUGGGCGCGCUUCUUCACAAAAUUAGCUCUCCGGAGUGCGUACAACCUGGUGCGUGUCCGAGAGGGGGACGAGUGGAAGACAGCAUUCAGCACAUCCACAGGGCAUUACGAAUACCUGGUGAUGCCUUACGGUUUGAUGAACGCUCCAUUCGUCUUCCAGUCCUUUGUGAACGAGAUGUUUCGGGUGUAGUGGUCUACAUCGAUGACAUUCUGGUGUAUUCUGCUACGCGCGCCGAGCAUGUGCCCCUGGUUCGCAAAGUGCUGGCCCGACUGUUGGAAAAUGACCUUUAUGCCAAGGCAGAGAAGUGUCUGUUUUUCCAGCAGUCCGUCUCCUUCCUCGGAUACCGCAUUACCACCUCAGGUGUGGAGAUGGAGGGAGAUCGCAUUUCAGCUGUGCGUAAUUGGCCGACUCCAACCACGGUAAAGGAGGUGCAGCCUUUAUUGGCUUUGCCAACUACCAUCGGAGGUUUAUCCGGGGCUUUGGCAAGGUCGCAGCUCCCAUCACAUUUGACAGUGCAUGUCAGAGCAGAAGGUAUACCAUGAAGUCCAAGGAACUGUCCGUAGAUCUCCGAGAUAGGAUUGUGAUGAGGCAUACAGUACCACUAAAAAGUUUGGACACACCUACUCAUUCAAGGGUUUUUCUUGAUUUUUACUAUUUUCUACAUUGUAGAAUAAUAGUGAAGACAUCAAAACUAUUAAAUAACACUUAUGGAAUCAUGUAGUAAGCAAAAACAAAUCAAAAUAUUAUUACAGAAGGGGGUUGCAGUUCCGGAGCGACCCACUAGGUGUCCUCCUCCAACAACCUUAGGCACCUCCUCACUCACAGUCUGGACUAAUCAUGAUCCUAUUGGUGUCACCUGUGUCUACCUGUUCACCUGUGUAUUUAUGCCCUCACUUCCCUGUGUUCCCUUGCUUAAUUUACUCUGCUAGUUUCUCGAUCCCAAGCAGUACGAAUCAGUGUCUGAUUGUGAGACGUAUGUAGAGGUACUUGAGAAGUGUUCUCCCUGUUUCAUUGUUGUUUCAGUCGUAGUUAGUAUUUCGUAUUUUUGCUGUCAGCCUGUUUUUGGAGACCAAUUUGCUCCUCCUUUAUUUUAUUGUGAGAAGUCCGUUAUUUUGUAUCCUGGCUUUGGGACCACCAGUAAAGAUCCUUGUUUCACCAUCUCUGCCUACUGCCUACUGUCUAUCCCGCACCGCACCUGGGUUCCAGCUCACACCAACCCUUACAGAAAACUGAGCCAAUAUGGAACCAGCGGAGGCAGCACAGUAUCGUAGCGCAAUGGCAACGCAGGGAGCUACGCUGAACCAGCACGCCCGCAGCCUGCAGCAGAUCACCGAGAAUCUCUGCCAGCUGAGAAUCGCCAUGCAGAGCCGGGUGGACACCUGACCAGCUCCAGCAGCCGGCUGAGCGGAAUCUGCGGCAGCGGUGUUUCCAGUCUCGCCUGCGACAUCGCGGGAACCCAGCCUACCACCUCCGGGGAGGCACGACAGACAUCCAGAGGGCUGCAGGGAAUUCCUCACCCAGUGUUCCCUGGUAUUCAGCCUACAACCCUCUUCCUUCCCGAAGGAGCAGGGCCGGGUGGCCUACAUUAUCACUUUGUUGAUGGGUCGGGCCCUUUCCUAGGCUACCGCAGAGUGGGAGAGUCAAACUCCAGCGUGCUCCGACUCCUACCAAUUCACCCGGGAGCUACGCAAGGUGUUCGACACCUCUCAGUCUGUCGGCAGGGUGACCGUUCGGUGGCGGACUACUCCGUGGAGUUCCGGACCCGGGCUCGAGAGGCAGGAUGGGAGGAGACCGCCCUGGUCGUCCUUUACGCGCAGGGGCUAUCGGAGGGGAUGAAGGACGAACUCUCCUACAGGGAGAUGCCUGAGUGACUGGACGGCCUCGAUGACCUCUCAGUGCGGGUAGACAAUUGGCGUCGUGAAAGGGCGCAGGAAAGAGGGAUGACGCAAGGCGCGCCUCUGCGUCCCCCUAUCAGCCCGGAGACAUUCCGCUGAUUCAGGGAGGAGACGCCUCAGGAGGAGUCUAUGCAGCUGGGUGUGGCGCGCUUGUCCAGGAUGGAGAAGCAGAGGCGUCUGCGCCAGGGACAUUGCCUGUAUUGCGGCCAAGCAGGCCACCACUGCGACUCAUGCCCGGAGUAGCCGGGAAACGGGAGGGCUCGCUAAUAUCGGGAGGGAUGCGAAAACACAUGCUUAAAGUACUUUGCUUCCUCCUUCAAAAUAUAAUUUGGUGAAUCAUGGGUGACUCCGUCAUUUGUAACCAGUUUCAGUAAAUUAUUUUUGGUCGCAUUUCUAUGUUGAAGAUAAAAAAAUUGCAAAAAAAGCUGCAUUUUUCCCCAUAUUCCAUCCAGUUUGUUUAUUUUUAUAAUAUAUUACACUUGAUCUUUCUUGACAUUUCUUUUUGUUUUUCCUGUAAUUUAUUGACGUGUCUGUUACUUGAACUCUGUGAAGCAUUUAUUUGGGCUGCAAUUUCUGAGGCUGGUAACUCUAAUUAACUUAUCCACUGCAGCAGAGGUAACUCUGGGUCUUCCAUUCCUGUGGCGGUCCUCAUGAGAGCAAGUUUCAUCAUAGCACUUGAUGAAUUUUGCGACUGCACUUGAAGAAACUUUCAAAGUUCUUGAAAUGUUCCAUAUUGACUGACCUUCAUGUCAUAAAGUAAUGAUGGACUGUUGUUUCUCUUUGCUUAUUUGAGCUGUUCUUGCCAUAAUAUGGACUUGGUCUUUUACCAAAUAGGGCUAUCUUAUGUAUACCCCCCCUACCUUGUCACAACACAACUGAUUGGCUCAAACACAUUAAGAAGGAAAGAAAUUCCACAAAUUAACUUUUAACAAGGCACACCUGUUAAUUGAAAUGCAUUCCAGGCGACUAUCUCAUGAAGCUGGUUGAGAGAAUGCCAAGAGUAUGCAAAGGUGUCAUCAAGGCGAGGGUGGCUAUUUGAAGAAUUUGUUGAACACUUUUUUGGUUGCUACAUGAUUCCAUAUGUGUUUUUUCAUAGUUUUGAUGUCUUCACUAUUAUUCUACAAUGUAAAAAAUAGUCAAAAAUAAAGAAAAACCCUUGAAUGAGUAGGUGUGUCCUAACUUUUGACUGGUAGUGUAUAUUUGGGGAAGGCUAUAAAAUAAUUUCUAAAGUGUUGAAAUGUUUCCAAGAGUGCAGUGGUCUCCAUCAUUGGGAAAUGGAAAAAAUAUGGAACUACCCAGACUCUGCCUAGAGCUGGCCAUCUAACCAAACUGAGCAACCGAGCAAGAAGGACCUUGGUCAGGGAGGUGACCCAAUGACCACUCUGACAGAACUGCAGAGUUAAUUGGCUGAGAUGGGAGAACCUGCCAGAAGGACAACAGUCUCUACAGCACUUCACCAAUCUGGGCUUUAUGGGGGAGUGGCCAGAUGGAAGCCACUCCUGAGAAAAAGGCACAUGACAGCACACCUGGAUUUUGCAAAAAGGCACGUGAAAGACUCUGAGAGCAUAAGGCAAAAGAUUCUGUCAUCUGAUGAGACAAAAAUUGAACCUCUUUGGCCUGAAUGCAAAGCGCUAUGUCAGGAGAAAACCAGGCACAGCUCAUCACCCGUCUAACACCAUCUCUACCGUGAAGCAUGGUGGUGGCAGCAUCAUGCUACGGGGAUGCUUUUCAGCGGCAGGGACUGGGAGACUGCUAAGGAUAGAGGGAACAAUGAAUGAAGACAAAUACAAGAUGAGAACCUGCUUCAGAGUGCAAACAACCUUAGAUUGGGGCAAAUAUUUACGUUCCAACAGGACAAUGAUCCCAAGCAUACAGCCAAAGCAAUGCUGGAAUGGCUUCAGAACAAGAAUGUGAAAGUCCUUGAGUGGCCCAGCCAAAGCCCAGACUGGAAUCCCAUUGAAAAUCUGUGGAAAGACUUGAAGAUUGCUGUUCACCGCCACUCCCCAUCUAAUUUAACAGAGUUUGAGACAAUCUGCAAGGAAGAAUGGGAGAAAAUCCCCAAAUCCAGAUGUGCAAAGCUGAUACAGACAUAUCCAAGACGACCCAAAGCUGUAAAAGUAUUGACUUAGGGGUGUGAAUACUUAUGUAAAUUAGAUAUAUCUGUAUUUCAUUUCCAAUACAUUUGCAAAAACAUUUUACAAAUAUUUUCACUUUGUCAUUAUGUGUAGAUGGGUGAGAAAAAAAUCAAUUUAAUCCAUUUUUAAUUCAGGCUGUAACACAACAAAAUGUUGAAAAAGUCACGGGGUAUGAAUACUUUCUGAAGGUACUGUAUCUAAACAUUUGGGGCACAGAAAUAAAAGAAAAGAGAUAGCUUCUUUAGAAGAUCAAUGAUCAUAGCAAUGGAUGAAUGACUUAUCUCUUGCAUGUGGUCACUCACAACUUGAUGCUCUUAGAGACCGUGUAGAAAUUUCAAUGUAAUUAAUCUCAAUAGGGAUUGCUUUUACACAAUGUAGCAACCUAAUAUUACACAAAUGACUUUGUAAUUUCAAUGACAGGUUUUUGUAUCAACAUUUUAGCUUUUUAUAAUAAAUACAUGUCUUUACAGGGUUAAAUAUUAGUUAGAGAGCACAACAUGUGCUUCAAAAGUAGCUAGAAUUCAUAUAGGCUCAAUAUGCUACAUCUCAAUCAAUAAAACAUUUAAAUUAUUCUGGUGCUCCUAGAUUUUAUGUUGUGCUCCUAACUUUUUAAAGUUGGGAGCACCAGUGCCAUCAAUGUUUUUAUUUAUUUUAGAGCCCUGGAGAGGACGCAAAUUUAAACUUUAUUUUUUACUUUCAAUUUAUGACAACCAUUAAUUUAACAUUCUACUACCAUUCAAUCAAAUGCUGCUUUGAAUUAGGUCAGGUCUUGUCCCUUGGAUCGACUUGGCUGUGCAUUCUACACUGAACAAAUACAAAAAUGCAACAUGUAAAGUGUUGGUCCCAUUUUUCAUGAGCUGAAAUAAAAGAUUGCAGAAAUUUUCCAUACGCACAAAAAGCUUCUUCCUCUCACAUUUGUGCACACAUUUGUUUACAUCCCUGUUAGUGAGCAUUUCUUCUUUUCCAAGAUAAUCCAUCCACCUGACAGGUGUGGCAUAUCAAGAAGCUGAUUAAACAGCAUGAUCAUUACACAGGUGCACCUUGUGCUGGGGACAAUAAAAGGCCACUCUAAAAUGUGCAGUUUUGUCACACAACACAAUGCCACAGAUAUCUCAAGUUUUGAGGAAGCAUUCAACUGGCAUGUUGACUGCAGGAAUGUCCACCAGAGAUGAUGCCAGAGAAUUGAAUGUUCAUUUCUCUACCAUAAGCUGCCUCCAAUGUCGUUUUAGAGAAUUUGGGAGUACAUCCAACUGGCCUCACAACUGCAGACCACGUGUAUGGCGUCGUGUGGGCAAACGGUUUGCUGAUGUCAAUGAUGUGAACAGAGUGUCCCAUGAUGGCGGUGGGGUUAUGGAAUGGGCAGGCAUAAGCUACGGACAACAAACACAAUUGCAUUUUAUCGAUGGCAUUUUGAAUGCACAGAGAUACCGUGAUGAGAUCCUGAUGCCCAUUGUCAUGCCAUUCAUCCGCCGCUGUCACCUCAUGUUUCAGCAUGAUAAUGCAAGGUCCCAUGUCGCAAGGAUCUGUACACAGUUCCUGGAAGCUGAAAAUGUCCCAGUUCUUCCAUGGCCUGCAUACUCAGCAGACAUGUCACCCAUUUGUAUUUGUAUUUGUAUUUAUUAGGGAUCCCCAUUAGCUGCUGCCAAGGAUUUGGGGAUUGUGAAGAUACCUCUGGUGGCAUGUCUUGUUGGGUAUGCAUGGGUGUCCGAGCUGUGUGCUAGUAGUUUAAACAGACAGCUUGGUACAUUCAGCUUGUCAACACUUCUUACAAAAACAAGUAGGUAUGAAGUCAAUCUCUCCUCUACUUUGAGCCAUGAGAGAUUGACAUGCAUAUUAUUAAUGUUAGCUCUACAUGUACAUUUAAGGGCCAGCGGUGCUGCCCUGUUUUGAGCCAGUUGUAAUUUUCCCAAGUCCCUCUUUGUGGCACCUGACCACACUACUGAACAGUAGUCCAGGUGCAACAAAACUAGGGCCUGUAGUACCUGCCUUGUUGAUAGUGUUGUUAAGAAGGCAGAGCAGUACUUUAUUAUGGACAGACUUCUCCCCAUCUUAGCUACUGUUGUAUUAAUAUGUUUUGACCAUGACAGUUUACAAUCCAGGGUUACUCCAAGCAAUUUAGUCACCUCAAUUUGCUCAAUUUCCACAUUAUUCAUUACAAGAUUUAGUUGAGGUGUAGGGUUUAGUGAAUGAUUUGUCCCAAAUACAAUGCUUUUACUUUUUGAAAUAUUUAGGACUAACUUAUUCCUUGCCACCCAUUCUGAAACUAACUGCAGCUCUUUGUUAUGUGUUGCAGUCAUUUCAGUCGCUGUAGUAGCUGACGUGUAUAGUAUUGAGUCAUCCUCAUACAUAGACACACUGGCCAGUGGCAUGUUGUUAGUAAAGAUUGAAAAAAGUGAAGGGCCUAAACAGCUGCCCUGGGGAAUUCCUGAUUCUACCUAAAUUAUGUUGGAGAGGCUUCCAUUAAAGAAUACCCUCUGUGUUCUGUUAGACAGGUAACUCUUUAUCCACAAUAUAGCAGGGGGUGUAAAGCCAUGACACAUAGGUUUUUCCAGCAGCAGACUAUGAUCGAUAAUGUCAAAAGCCGCACUGAAGUCUAACAGAACAGCCCCAUUGAGCAUGUUUGGGAUGCUCUGGAUCGAAGUGUACGACAGCGUGUUCCAGUUCCUGCCAAUAUCUAGGAACUUCACACAGCCAUCGAAGAGGAGUGGGACAAAAUUCCACAGGUCACAAUCAACAGCCUGAUCAACUCUAUGCAAAGGAGAUGUUGCGCUGCAUGAGGAAAAUGGUUGUCACAUCAGAUACUGACUUGUUUUCUGAUCCACGCCCCUACCUUUUCUUUAAGGUAUCUGUGACCAAUAGAUGCAUAUCUGUAUUACCAGUCAUGUGAAAUCCAUAGAUUAGGGCCUAAUGAAUUUAAAUUGACUGAUUUCCUUAUUUGUAUUUGUAUUUAUUAUGGAUCCCCAAGGCAACAGCUACUCUUCCUGGGGUCCGGCAAAAUUAAGGCAGUUGUACAAUUUUAAAAACAUUACAAUACAUUCAUAACAGAUUUCACGACACACUAAGUGUGUGCCCUCAGGACCCUACUCCACUACCACAUAUCUACAACACAAAAUCCAUGUGUACGUGUGUGUAAAGUGCGUAUUCUAUCGUGUGUGUGUAUGCAUGUGUCUGUGCCUAUGUUUGUAUUGCUUCACAGUGCCCACUGUUCCAUAAGGUGUAUUUUUCUUAUUUUUUAAAAUCUGAUUAUUCUGCUUGCAUCAGUUACCUGAUGUGGAAUAGAGUUCCAUGUAGUCAUUGCUCUAUGUGGUACUGUGCAUCUCCCAUAGUCUGUGCUGGACUUGGGGACUGUGAAGAGACCUCUGGUGGCAUGUCUUGUGGGGUAUGCAUGGGUGUCCGAGCUGUGUGCUAGUCGUUUAAACAGACAGCUCGGUGCUUUCAAUAUGUUAAUACCUCUCACAAAUACAAGUAGCGAUGAAGUCAAUAUCUCCUCCACUUUGAGCCAGGAGAGAUUGCCAUGCAUAUUAUUAAUGUUUGCUCUCUGUGUUCACCUAAGGGCCAGUCCCUCUUUGUGGCACCUGACCACACGACUGAACAGUAGUCCAGGUGCGACAAAACUAGAGCCUGUAGGCCCUGCCUUGUUGACAGUGCUGUUUAGAAGGUAGAGCAGCGCUUUAUUAUGGACAGACUUCUCCCCAUCUUAGCUACUGUUGUAUCAAUAUGUUUUGACCAUGACAGAGAAUGUAACUCAGUAAAAUCAUAGAAAUAUUUGCACGUUACGUUUAUAUAUUUUUCAGUAUAGUUUGGCAGUAGAAAGCCUGCCAAGCCAGGCACCAACGCGACCGCCAACUCAAUUAAAGCCAUUAGUGCUCCACUGUUUACGCUCCCUUCUCUUUAGCCAACAAGGCAUGGCUCCCAAACAGACGUGGUAAUGAGGUCCCAGGCCUAGCUUCCUUACUCAGACAAGGAGACGCUGGAGCGGAGCAGGUCAGCUUGGGUUGGGCUGCAGGGUCCCUGGCUUGGUCCACUCACACGGGACCGCAAGGCGAACGUGAUCCUGACACAUUGUUCCUGAACCCAUAAUGGGGCCUUUUCAGGGCUCCUCUAAUGGGCCACCGUGGCAGAGAGAAGGGGGCGGGGGGUACCCCCAAGGUAGACCUGGGAGACUGAUCUUAAAGAAGUUACGUGUCAUCGUCGACCGGCUGGCCGGUUGUCCCUUGCUCCCCAGUGCUCUUGUUAAAUGCUUGUGUUUAUGAGAAGGUGUCUCUAUGAGUCACUCUUUACCCAUCUUUGGUAUCAGCCUCCUAGAAGUUUAAUGGUUCAAAUUGCUGGUGAUGUGGUUCGUGAGGUUUUGGGGGUUAUGGCUAUGGAACAAUCAGAAAACUUAAUCAACACUGACUUCCUGAAUCACUCUCAUUAAAUGCCUUGUCUCACUCUCAUUGUCCCCAGUGGUCUUACUUCAAUCCCUUCUCUGUCUAUUUCCUCCAUCUAGGAUGAUCAGACCAGGCACUCCAGUCAUGCUCUUCCACCUCUUCAGCUUCUUUACUCAGAGAGAAGGUGAGUGACGUGGCUCCCAUUCUGAUUCACAUGUUUUCUGUAUCUUAUCUAGAGAUAUCAGAUCAGAGCAAAUUACUCAAGGAACAUUGUGUUAUAGACCGUUACGAAAGAGGGAAAGUUGUGUAUGUUUGUGUCUUUCUGGUUAAAUGCACAACUUUAUUCUUAUCUUGAUUGAAAUCACCAAAAUGUCUCAGAUUACAUGAGUAGUCUCUCUAUAUGUCUAUGAACAGUUGUUCCCCAUUCUUUGCUAGAUCUGUUACGACUAUUGUCUCCACCCUUUUUCAUUCAGCUCUUUCUGAGGAGAUCAUGUACCCCUAUGGGCCUACCCACCAAGAUCUGGAGACACCCAAGAUGGAUGAUGGGAGUUCCACUGAAAUAAUUAUACUCAUGCCAUUCAUUUUUUUCAAUAACCCCUACCGCUCCAUCUAUGUAAGCUCCCAUUUACCCCUUAUUUCCUUCAAUACCAGCAAAUAUCCCCAACUCAUAAGAGAGAAAUGUUCACCAUAUCAUCCAUCUAACCAUUAAUUGUUCUAUCAAUCUGUUCAUCAACAAAUCAAUUGGGACCGUGCCUCCCUUUCUCUCUCUAUCUCUGCAGGUCAACAACAAUGGUGUGAUUUCCUUCAACGUACAAGUGAGCCAGUUCACCCCUGAGGCCUUCCCACUGAGUGAUAGCAGAUCCUUCAUUGCCCCAUUAUGGGCAGACGUGCACAACGGCAUCCGCGGAGACGUGUACUAUCGUGAGAGCACAGACCCAGAGUUACUGGAGCAGGCCACACAAGACAUCCGCAAGUACUUUAAGAACAUGCCCACCUUCACAGCCACCUGGAUCUUCAUCACAACCUGGCACCAGGUCACCUUCUACGGAGGCAGUCAGACCACCCCGGUAAAAUAACCACAAUCACGAAUCACAGGGAUUACUAUAUGCUCCACACACAAAACACCUGAACGCACGCAGACGAUGGCCACUGAUGGUACCAUUUAUCCUACAAUAAAUUUUACAAAUAAUUUGUCUCUGUGUGAUGCUUACGCAGAACUGAGAGUAACGUUUCAUAUGUAGUUGCCUCAAAUUGAAAUAUCUUUGAACUUCUGGGUAAGUAUUUGUUUAGUCUAAUAGGGGUUGUUUGUUUAGGUUCAAAGGUCGAUUCUGCCAGGUGGUGAAUUUUGAUUUUGUCUCACUCAGUGUUUUUCUUUUCUCUCUCUUUGAUCUGUCUUUGAUUUCAUAUUGAACUUAACAUAUGCUUGCACAUUCUCACCUCUCUAUAGGUGAACACAUUUCAGGUUGUGUUGAUAUCAGAUGGUCUGUCAUGCUUUUCCAUGUUCAACUAUGGAGAGAUCAACUGGAGCACAGGCACAGCCAGUGGAGGAGACCCUCUGACUGGUUUGGGUGGUACCACAGCACAGGUAGUCCAAUCAUGAUAGCCUACAUAUAACGAACCCCUGGCACACACCAAACCAAUGAAGGGAUUUGAUUAAUGCCUCUGGCAUGCCCCGGGUGAACCGGGUUAGCGUUGAUUACAUUUGAUUUGGAACCGGACUGCCUCCCGGGCGUGAGCCAGGUGCCCCGUUCACAAAACAAAAGUGAUGUAGGUUAAGCAUGUGGAGUAAUGAGUAGGAUUCUGUGUUUUCACAUGCAAAAGUGAUUGCUUUUGAUAAAAAUUGUUUAUCUACCUUCCCAAUGAUAACUAGUUUGAAAAUUCAAAUCUAUAUUUUAUGCGAAAUAGAUGUUGGACAAUGCACCAUUCUCCAUUGUUGACAAUAUGACAGAGCGGCGCAGAUUACCGUUCGAUUUGUGCAGGGCGCACCGGCCUCACCCCUAAAACACAUCAGACCAAUCACAACCUCCCAGAUAAAGCUAAAAUACAGCAGACCAAUCUUGACGCCUCCCACCUCUAUGAAAGUGAUAACCUCCUCAUUUGCCGUUUCCCCAUCUCUCCCCUCUCCAGUCAGGUUUUAAUGGAGGAGAAAUCGGUAACUUCCUCAACCUGCCUGGGUCCCGUUCCAAUGCCGUGGUUGAAAUCGAGCAGACGACCAACGUAAACCUGCCUGGCCGCUGGGUCUUCCAUAUAGACACUGCCCUGAUAGACCCUGCCAAUGGCUGCAGUUACAAUGGUGGGUAAAAGGUAGAACAUAACAAAGACUUGACACAUUGGUCAAAUGUCUAGGUUCGAUACUAGUCAAGUACAUGUAGACAGUUUCUGUAAACUUGAAUUACUCUCCUCAUAACACAGCAUGAGUCCCCUUAAUAAAAACAUCAUGGCUGAGGAGACCCAUAGACAUGAAUGUCCAUAUCUUCUCCUAGGGCGGUUCUAUCGGCGUGGUGAGAUCUUCUGGCUGUCCAUCCAGUGCUCCCAGCGGUGCCGCUGCCUGGACAUGGACAAUGAGGUGCUCUGCCAGGAGGCGCCUUGUAGCCAGCUGGAAACGUGUGAGCAGAAGGAGGGUGCCUUCUACUGCCAGUCCACGCGCACCAGCACCUGCGUGGUUUUCGGCGACCCUCACUACCACACCUUUGAUGGCUUCCUCUACCACUUCCAAGGCACCUGCUCCUACCUGUUAGCCCGGCCCUGCUGGGAGGUGGCUGGCCUGCCCUUCUUCAGAGUGGAGGCCAAGAAUGAGAACCGCGGCGUGGCCUCUGUGUCCUGGCUGAGGGAUGUCACUGUGGAGGUGUACGACCACCGAGUCACCCUGCCUAAGGGCAGCCAGGGCAAAAUACAGGUGAGCAGAGCAGCACUUCCAAGGAAGACAAAUAUGUAGGGAUGUCUAGGUUUUAGCUCAGCGGGCUAACAGUCUUGUCAAUUUGCCAUAGGUCAGAUGGUUAUCAGUCAGAUGUCGUACCUUUGGGAGGCUAGGUACAUAACAGUAGUCUGAUCAUGUAGUUUGACAGGUAAGACCAGCAGAUGCUGUGUACCGCUCUCCCAGAGACUAAUUAGGUCAUUACCUAACGUUUUCAUAGGAAUAUUCCAUCAACGUCCCACCAAACAUACACAGAACAUGGUUGCCAUGUUCUCAGAAUAUAAGACAUUAAUGUUCUAGACACUUUUCAUGAACAUUCCUGUGUAUCAGUCGUCAGGAUGUUGCUUGAUGGUCCCAAAGAAACCCAAUUGUUUCAUUAUUACACUGCACCCUUUGUUACUGUGGCCGAGCCAAUCAAGGCUCUGAUUGGUGAACCACUGAUCCAUUCAAAGCUCUUUGUCUGUUGACAAUGUUCGGGACACACACAGUGCUUUCAACUUACAUAUUUGACACACUUUGAAAAACAUGAUUACAUUGUGCAUGUUCAUUUAUACAUUAAUGUUGUGACAAGGUAGGGGGGUAUACAGAAGAUUGCCCUAUUUGGUAAAAGACCAAGUCCAUAUUAUGACAAGAACAGCUCAAAUAAGCAAAGAGAAACGACAGUCCAUCAUUACUUUAAGACAUGAAGGUCAGUCAAUCCAGAACAUUUCAAGAACUUUGAAAGUUUCUUCAAGUGCAGUCGCAAAAACCAUCAAGCGCUAUGAUGACACUGGCUCCCAUAAGUUAAUUAGAGUUACCAGCCUCAGAAAUUGCAGCCCCAAUAAAGACUUCACAGAGUUCAAGUAACAGACACAUCUCAACAUCAACUGUUCAGAGGGGACUAUGUGAAUCAGGCCUUCAUGGUCGAAUUGCUGCAAAGAAACCACUACUUAAGGACACUAAUAAUAAGAAGAGACCUGUUUGGGCCAACAAACACGAGCAAUGGACAUUAGACAGGUGGAAAUGUGUCCUUCUGUCUGGAGUCCAAAUUUGAGAUUUUUGGUUCCAACCGCUGUGUCUUUGUGAGACGCGGUGUGGGUGGACGGAUGAUCUCUGCAUGUGUAGUUCCCACUGCAUGUGUAGUUCCCACUGGAGGAGGAGGUGUUAUGGUGUGGGGGUGAUUUGCUGGUGACACUGUCUGUGAUGUAUUUAGAAUUCAAGGCACACUUAACCAGCAUGGCAACCACAGCAUUCUGCAGCGAUACGCCAUCCCAUCUGGUAUGGGCUUAGUGGGAAUAUCAUUUGUUUUUCAACAGGACAAUGACCCAACACACCUCCAGGCUGUGUAAGGUCCUUUUUACCAAGAAGGAGAGUGACGGAGUUCUGCAUCAGAUGACCUGGCCUCCACAAUCCCCCAACCUCAACCCAAUUGAGAUGGUUUGGGAUGAGUCGGACGGCAGAGUGAAGGAAAAGCAGCCAACAAGUGCUCAGCAUAUGUGGGAACUCCUUCAAGACUGUUGGAAAAGCAUUCCAUGUGAAGCUGGUUGAGAGAAUGCCAAGAGUGUGCAAUGCUGUCAUCAAGGCAAAGGGUGGCUAUUUGAAGAAUCUCAAAUAUAAAAUAUAUUUAUAUUUGUUUAACACUUAUUUGGUUACUACAUGAUUACAUUUGUAUUAUUUCAUAGUUUUGAUAUCUUCACUAUUAUUCUACAAUGUAGAAAAUAGUUAAAAUAAAGAAAAACUCUUGAAUGAGUAGGUGUGUCCAAACCUUUGACUGGUACUGUAUUUCAGAAAUGUUAGGGCUUUUUGUAUAGUUUUCUAAUGUUGGUGGGGCAUAUAACCUUGUUUUAAUGUUACUCUUGAAUCACAAUUAUCAAUAAAAUUGUUUUUCUUGAGUGUACCUUUAACAGAGCUGAGAUUUACCUCAAAGUGCAUUCACCCUAUUGCUUGCACCUAUCCAGUUGUUUCAGAUCUACACAAGUGCCUAGGAAGACCAUGUUAGGAUUUGCUUCUGGCCCAAUAAGCACCUGGGAUAUCCCUUAUUGGGACGGUGGUUAGGGCAUUCGUCAUUGGUGCUUGUGGCCUGGGUUCGUGACCUGCUAGGGGAGUCACACUACUCUCACAUUAUUAACAAUAUAUGUUAAUGUCAUUAUUUGGCAACAUUUACAACACCCGUAACUGAUCUAAUAAAAAUGUGUUUCUCAAUGAAAGAUAGGAAUCUGUAGGAUUACCCCUUGACCACAAAUUAUGACCACAUUUCUAUUACCUCUCAUAAAUUAUCAGUAUUUAUUAAUUCUAUAUAGCUGAGUGAAACCGACGUCAAAGUGCUGCUAACAGUUUAGCUUCCUCCACUGUCCGACAGCUCCAUACUGGGCUCGAAUCAGUGAUCCUCUGAUCGCAAACACACCUGACCGGCCUCCUUGACAACGUGCCAACGGUUUGAGCCGCCCAAAAGGUACCUCAUGGAUGGCUCCAUCCGCAACUUUUCAAGCUAGCUGUGGAAUAAGCUUAAGGCACGUUCUUAACUCCGUCCGUUACAUGAGCAUCUCUCCAUCGUCUUCUUGAAAUGCACUUUGAAGUAAAUCUCAGCUCUAUUUAAAGUGCACUCAAGAAAAACUGUUUCAUUGAUCAUAGUGAUUCAGGAGUAACAUUAAAACCGGAUAAAAUGCCCCACCAACAUUAGACCACUAUAUAGAAAGCCCUAACAUUGCUGAAAUAAGUACAUCAAAUCAAUUAUGAGAGAAUAUUCAGAUUAACUGAUAACUGACACAGACAUGGUGGCGUAGCAGAAACAUCAGAAUGCCGUGAACCAAGAGGUUGGGAGUUCAAAUCCGAGGUGAGGACAUGCUGAAUAAUAAUGACUGUAUAAUUGAAAAUGCUCAAUAUAAUCAGUAUGUCAAAUAAGUAAGUUGAAAGCACUGUGUGUCCCGAACAUUGCCUACAGUCGUGGUCAAAAGUUUUGAGAAUGACACAAGUAUGGUCUUCACAAAGUUUGCUGCUUCAGUGUUUUUAGAUAUUUUUGUCAGAUGUUGUAUAAUUACAAGCAUUCCAUAAGUGUCUUUUAUUAAGGCUUUUAUUGACAAUUACAUUAAGUUUAUGCAAAGAGUCAAUAUUUGCAGUGUUCACCCUUCUUUUUCAAGACCUCUGCAAUCCGCCCUGGCAUGCUGUCAAUUAACUUCUGGGCCACAUCCUGACUGAUGGCAGCCCAUUCUUGCAUAAUCAAUGCUUGGAGUUUGUCAGAAUUUGUGGGUUUUUGUUUGUCCACCCGCCUCUUGAGGAUUGACCACAAGUUCUCAAUGGGAUUAAGGUCUGGGGAGUUUCCUGGCCAUGGACCCAAAAUGUCAAUGUUUUGUUCCCUGAGCCACUUAGUUAUCACUUUUGCCUUAUGGCAAGGUGCUCCAUCAUGCUGGAAAAGGCAUUGUUCGUCACCAAACUGUUUUUGGAUGUUUGGGAGAAGUUGCUCUCGGAGGAUGUGUUGGUACCAUUCUUUAUUCAUUGCUGUGUUCUUAGGCAAAACUGUGAGUGAGCCCACUCCCUUGUCUGAGAAGCAACCCCACACAUGAAUGGUCUCAGGAUGCUUUACUGUUGGCAUGACACAGGACUGAUGGUAGCGUUCACCUUGUCCUCUCCGGACUAACUUUUUUCCGGAUGCCCCAAACAAUCGGAAAGGGGAUUCAUCAGAGAAAAUGACUUUACCCCAGUCCUCAGCUGUCCAAUCCCUGUACCUACUGCAGAAUAUUAGUCUGUCCCUGAUGUUUUUCCUGGAGAGAAGUGGCUUCCUCGCUGCCCUUCUUGACACCAGGCCAUCCUCCAAAAGUAUUCGCCUCACUGCGCUUGCAGAUGCACUCACACCUGCCUGCUACCAUUCCUGAGCAAGCUCUGCACUGGUGGUGCCCCAAUCCCGCAGCUGAAUCAACAUUAGGAGAGAGUCCUGGCGCUUGCUGGACUUUCUUGGGCGCCCUGAAGCCUUCUUCACAUCAACUGAACCUCUCUCCUUGAAGUUCUUGAUGAUCCGAUAAAUGGUUGAUUGAGGUGCAAUCAUACUAGCAGCAAUAUCCUUGCCUGUGAAGCCCUUUUUGUGCAACGCAAUGAUGACGGCACGUGUUUCCUUGCAGGUAACCAUGGUUAACAGAGGAAGAACAAUGAUUUCAAGCACCACCCUCCUUUUAAAGCUUCCAGUCUGUUAUUCUAACUCAAUCAGCAUGACAGAGAGAUCUCUAGCCUUGUCCUCGUCAACACUCUCACCUGUGUUAAUGAAAGAAUCACUGACAUGAUGUCAGCUGGUCCUUUUGUGGCAGGGCUGAAAUGCAGUGGAAAUGUUUUAUUGGGGAUUAAGUUAAUUUUCAUGGCAAAGAGGGACUUUGCAAUUAAUUGCAAUUCAUCUGAUCACUCUUCAUAACAUUCUGGAGUAUAUGCAAAUUGCCAUCAUAAAAACUGAGGCAGCAGACUUCGUGAAAAUUUAUAUUUGUGUCAUUCUCAAAACGUUUGACCACGACUAUACAGAAAAAUAGCUGUGAAUGGAUCAGUGGUUCACCAAUCAGGGCCUUGAUGGGCUCAGCAACAGUAACAAGGCGAGUUGUGUAAUAAAACAUUUUUGGGUGGUGAAUGUUUCUUUUGGGAUCAUCAGGUGAUGUCCUGACAACUGACAACUGUUCCCAUGAAACGUGUCUAGAACAUUAAUAUAAUAUGUUCUGAGAACAUUGCAUCCAUGUUCUGUGUAAAUUAUGUUUGACAUGUAGGGAAUGUUCGCCAAAACAUGCUAAAUAGGUUCUCAGGAGGUUUUUGCUAACAUACAUAACAUUUUCCCCUAACUAACGGAAAACUGGACACUCAAACAUCUGGGGAACAUUACAGGUAACAUUACAAAAAAGUUAUCUUUCUCUAGAAUUUUAGCUGGGCUAUCUCAUCUAAUAUGGUGUUUACGUGGUACUGUACUCCAUAAUCCGCCCUGAAUCUCCUACCUCUCCUUUUCCAGGUGGAUGGACUGAUGAAGACACUGCCAGUCCAACUCCAGCUAGGUGCAGUCAGGGUGUACCAGUCGGGCAUGGCCGUCGCCCUGGAGACUGACUUCGGCCUCCUGGUGACCUAUGAUGGGCAGCACUACGCCUCCAUUUCCCUGCCCAGCUCCUACUUCAACAACACAUGCGGCCUGUGCGGUAACUAUAACGACGACCCUGCCGAUGACCCUGUGCUGCCCGACGGCUCGCUGGCCGAGAGCGUGGUGGAGCUGGGUGGCAGCUGGCGGGCGGAGGACGCUGACUGGCGCUGCACAGACGGCUGCGCCCAGAACUGCAGUAUCUGUGACCCGUUGACCGAGGCAUUCUACUUCCGCCCGGACUACUGUGGACUCAUCAACAAGACGGACGGGCCUUUCAGGGACUGCAGGGCAGUGGUGGACCCAACGGCCUUCGUCUAUAGUUGUGUCUACGACAUGUGCAGCAACAGGGACAACAAUACCACCCUCUGUCAGGCCAUCCAGGCCUAUGCCUUAGCCUGCCAAGCCCUGGGGGUCACCAUACGAACCUGGAGGUCACGCACCUUCUGUGGUGGGUGUUCUUCUGUCCCGAUAUGUAUCUACAGUGGGGGAAAAAAGUAUUUAGUCAGCCACUAAUUGUGCAAGUUCUCCCACUUAAAAAGAUGAGAGAGGCCUGUAAUUUUCAUCAUAGGUACACGUCAACUAUGACAGACAAAUUGAGAUUUUUUUCCCCAGAAAAUCACAUUGUAGGAUUUUUUAUGAAUUUAUUUGCAAAUUAUGGUGGAAAAUAAGUAUUUGGUCACCUACAAACAAGCAAGAUUUCUGGCUCUCACAGACCUGUAACUUCUUCUUUAAGAGGCUCCUCUGUCCUCCACUCGUUACCUGUAUUAAUGGCACCUGUUUGAACUUGUUAUCAGUAUAAAAUACACCUGUCCACAACCUCAAACAGUCACACUCCAAACUCCACUAUGGCCAAGACCAAAGAGCUGUCAAAGGACACCAGAAACACAAUUGUAGACCUGCACCAGGCUGGGAAGACUGAAUCUGCAAUAGGUAAGCAGCUUGGUUUGAAGAAAUCAACUGUGGGAGCAAUUAUUAGGAAAUGGAAGACAUACAAGACCACUGAUAAUCUCCCUCGAUCUGGGGCUCCACGCAAGAUCUCACCCCGUGGGGUCAAAAUGAUCACAAGAACGGUGAGCAAAAAUCCCAGAACCACACGGGGGGACCUAGUGAAUGACCUGCAGAGAGCUGGGACCAAAGUAACAAAGCCUACCAUCAGUAACACACUACGCCGCCAGGGACUCAAAUCCUGCAGUGCAAGACGUGUCCCCCUGCUUGAGCCAGUACAUGUCCAGGCCCGUCUGAAGUUUGCUAGAGUGCAUUUGGAUGAUCCAGAAAAGGAUUGGGAGAAUGUCAUAUGGUCAGAUGAAACCAAAAUAGAACUUUUUGGUAAAAACUCAACUCGUCGUGUUUGGAGGACAAAGAAUGCUGAGUUGCAUCCAAAGAACACCAUACCUACUGUGAAGCAUGGGGGUGGAAACAUCAUGCUUUGUGGCUGUUUUUCUGCAAAGGGACCAGGACGACUGAUCCGUGUAAAGGAAAGAAUGAAUGGGGCCAUGUAUCGUGAGAUUUUGAGUGAAAACCUCCUUCCAUCAGCAAGGGCAUUGAAGAUGAAAUGUGUCUGGGUCUUUCAGCAUGACAAUAAUCCCAAACUCACCGCCCGGGCAACGAAGGAGUGGCUUCGUAAGAAGCAUUUCAAGGUCCUGGAGUGGCCUAGCCAGUCUCCAGAUCUCAACCCCAUAGACAAUCUUUGGAGGGAGUUGAAAGUCCGUGUUGCCCAGCGACAGCCCCAAAACAUCACUGCUCUAGAGGAGAUCUGCAUGGAGGAAUGGGCCAAGAUACCAGCAACAGUGUGUGAAAACCUUGUGAAGACUUACAGAAAAUGUUUGACCUGUGUCGUUGCCAACAAAGGGUAUAUAACAAAGUAUUGAGAAACUUUUGUUAUUGACCAAAUACUUAUUUUCCACCAUAAUUUGCAAAUAAAUUCAUAAAAAAUCCUAAAAUGUGAUUUUCUGGAGAAGAAAAUUCUCGUUUUGUCUGUCAUAGUUGACGUGUACUUAUGAUGAAAAUUACAGGCCUCUCUCAUCUUUUUAAGUCGGAGAACUUGCACAAUUGGUGGCUGACUAAAUACUUUUUUCCCCCACCGUAUAUGUCGGGUAGAAAUUGUUUUGUUUGGACAUUUAAAGGGACUCAUAGCUACCUAUUCUUAAAAUAUAUAUGUUACUUACUGUUUCUGUUAGGGAUAGAUCUAAAUGUACCGGGGGGGAAGGGCUGGUCCAACUCAAUGUGUCAUAAAAAUAAAAUGCACCCCCCUCCCCAAAGUUGCAAAUAUUUUCACAUGACCCUCCCCUUUUACCGUAAAAUAAAUUGAACACUCCCUCAUAGAAUUAACUCAAAAUAAUGUUUAUGACCACAAAAACAAUAACUUUGUUUAUUAAAGUGGAUAUCAACUUUGCCACUUCAGCAUGCUUUUGUGGCACAGUCGAUGCCACGCAGGGCUACGGGCCAGAAAGUUGAGGGUUGGCCAACCACCACAGACGAGCUCACUCUCCCUGCCUGUUUCAUUACACUACGAUCAGAGCCGGCUGCAGACACUAAUCAGCUAGGGGGAAAUCUAAUUUUCAACAUUUUUAUGCCAUAUUUAUAGUUAUAUAAAAUAUAUGCAAUGAAUUUUCCACCAACAGGCUUCUGUGCCAAUGCACCACACAACCAAUAAACAAAGCAUACCGACUUUGGGCACUUCAAUAUCAUGGUUUGCGUUUUUAACACCACAAUAAAUAGACUAUGUCAAUCUCGACAAACAGAAAAUAUAUCCCUCCCUACCUUGUAGGCUUACCCAGUAUUGAAGGCUUGGCUUGACAAUCUCCGGAUGCCAUUAAACUUUUUGGUGUUUUGUAACAGAUGUCUCUUUCCAUUCAUCAAUUGGCCACUGCAUUGAUUGAUUGAUUUUAUUUGUCAGUUAAAAAAAUACAUAUAUAUGUAACAGUGUUGCUUCCGUCACUCUCCUCGCCCCUACCUGGGCUUGAACCAGGGACCCUCUGCACACAUCGACAACAGUCACCCUCGAAGCACCAUUACCCGUCGCUCCACAAAAGCCGCAGCCCUUGCAGAGCAAGGGAAACAACUACUUCAAGGUCUCAGAGCGAGUGACGUCACCGAUUGAAACGCUACUAGUGCGCACCGCUAACUAGCUAGCCAUUUCACACCGGUUACAUAUACACAAAAAAUUUUUUAAGUGACCGGGAUUGCACAAUAAAGUCAGGGACUUAUUUCCAUUGCGGUACCUAUUUUUUACAUAAUAACAUUUACAAUUAUACAUAAAUACAGAGAUAGAGAUGAAUAAAUACUCAACCUCCAGAUGAGUAUGACGGGGGAUUUUAAGGACAAUUCUUACAACUUUGUUUGGCUGGUACCUUAUUCUUUAGAUGUUUGGGGCUGCUGGUGAACCAUGAUGUGCAGGCAUAAUCAAAGUGACACUGGACUAGCAAACUUGCCAGAGUCUUUAGGGUGUCUAUUGCUAGGUUUCCAUCCAAUUGGCGACAGAUUUUCAUGCGAAUAUUCAAAAAUCUUCAUUUAAAAAAAUGCCAUUUCAGAGUUAGGAAAAUUUGGCACCGGACAAUAUGACAGGGACGAUUUUAAUAUACUGUCACGCUCGUCGACAGAUGUGGACCAAGGCGCAGCGUGAUAGGCGUACAUACUUUAUUAAGGUUACACAACAAGAACCAAAACAACAAAAUGAUACGUGAAGUCCUAGGUCAUAACACAAACCUUACGUGACAGAAGAUCCCACCACGACUGGAUCAAGCAGUGUGAAGAGGAGAGAGGAUGGACUUGGGAGGAGAGGAGAGAGAUUCUGGCGAGAGGCAUGGAGGCCAUGUUCACGGGGGAGAGACAAGCCCCCCAAAAAAUUAGGGGGGGGGCUCACGCCGUGGACGACGAGGCAGCAGGAGGCCGCGAUAGAGCGGUUCAGCCGGUUAGCAGAGGAGGCCGCCAGGUUACGGGGGCUAUUGGUCACAAGGGAGAAGGAGAGUGUGGAGGCACGGCGAGAGGAACUGGUUAGGCAGCAGAGGGAGCGGAGGUUUAUGAGGAAACCCAGUCCUGCUCCUCGCACCAAGCAAGUGGUGUGUGUCACCAGUCCGGUCCGGCCCGUUCCUGAUUCCCGCACAAGGCCAGUGGUGUGUGUUCCCAGUACAGUCAGGCCCGUUCCUGAUUCCCGCACAAGGCCAGUGGUGUGUGUUCCCAGUACAGUCAGGCCCGUUCCUGCUCCCCGCACUAAGCCUGUGGUGCGUGUCGCCAGCCCGGUCCGGCCUGUUCCUGCUCCCCGCACCAAGCCAAUGGUGCGCGUCGUCAGCCCGGUCCGGCCCGUUCCUGCUCCCCGCACCAAGACAGUGGUGCGCGUCGUCAGCCCAGUCCGGCCCGUUCCUGCCUCCCGCACCAAGCCAGUGGUGCGCGUCGUCAGCCCGGUCUGGCCCGUUCCUGCUCCCCGCACCAAGCCAGUGAUGCGCGUCGUCAGCCCGGUCCGGCCCGUUCCUGCUCCCCGCACCAAGCCAGUGGUGCACGUCGCCAGCCCGGUCCGGCCCGUUCCUGCUCCCCGCACCAAGACAGUGGUGCGCGUCGUCAGCCCAGUCCGGCCCGUUCCUGCCUCCCGCACCAAGCCAGUGGUGCGCGUCGUCAGCCCGGUCUGGCCCGUUCCUGCUCCCCGCACCAAGCCAGUGAUGCGCGUCGUCAGCCCGGUCCGGCCCGUUCCUGCUCCCCGCACCAAGCCAGUGGUGCACGUCGCCAGCCCGGUCCGGCCUGUUCCUGCUCCCCGCACCAAGCCAAUGGUGCGCGUCGUCAGCCCGGUCCGGCCCGUUCCUGCUCCCCGCACCAAGCCAGUGGUGCGCGUCGUCAGUCCGGCACGGUCCGUGCCUGUUCCACCGGUGCCUGGUCAGCUGCUCCACGCCGGAGCCAGAGCAAUCCGCUCCACCGGUGUUCAGUCCAGCUCUGGCCAGCGGGACCAGACCAGGGGCGCAACGGGGGGGUAGAGAGAGUGUGGUGGUCACGCCCGGAGCCGGAUCCGCCUCCGAGGCGGAAUGCCCACCCGGCCCCUACCCUCUUGUGUUUGGUUGGCGCGGUCGCAGUCCGUGCCUUUGGGGGGGGGUACUGUCAUGCCCUGGCUCUGGGGACUCUUAAUUGUUGAGCCAGGGUGUGGAUUUUCUAUGUUUUGUUUGCUAUGGUUUUCGUUCUAGAUCGGUUAGAUCUAUGUUGGCCAGGGUGGUUCCCAAUCAGAGGCAGCUGUAGCUCGUUGUCUCUGAUUGGGAACCAUACUUAGGCAGCCUGUUUUCACUAGUCAUUGUGGGAUCUUGUUCCGAAAGGUUUGUGUUAACCUAGGACUUCACGUUUCGUUUGUUGUUUUGUUCGUGUGGUGUACUUCAAUAAAAGAUUGAUACGUUUAUCACGCUGCGCCUUGGUCCGCUUCAUCUUAUAACGAUUGUGACAUAUACCUGACAUUUGAGAACUGUUAUGGACAUCCAUAUACAUUCAGAGCCAACCUGGUGCAGCCAGCGCCAUCAAUAAACAAGGGAUGUUGGCCAAAUAAGCCACAUUUACGUGUCCUUAAAAACAGCCUAUAACAAUUUACAAAAACACUAUUCCUUGUGUUUCGAUGUGUAGCAUAUGCAAAACCUUUAUAGCUACUUUCCUAAAACAAUAAUUGUCCACCUCAUGGUUCAGCUGUCAGAGAUUUUAGGACUAAAUAUAUCAGGGCAUUGCAUGCAAAGGCCUAUAGGCUUAGGUGUCCACUGUAUGAUAGUCAUAUUUUAAUAAAUAUACAUAUAUACAGUACCAGUGAAAAGUUUGGACACACCUACUCAUUCAAUAGUUUUUUCUUUAUUUUUACUAUUUUCUACAUUGUAGAAUAAUAGUGAAGACAUCAAAACUAGGAAAUAACACAUAUGGAAACAUGUAGUAACCAAAAAAGUGUUAAACAAAUCAAAAUAUAUUUUAUAUUUGAGAUUCUUCAAAUAGCCACCCUUUGCCUCGAUGACAGCUUUGCACACUCUUGGCAUUCUCUCAGUUUCACCUGGAAUGCUUUCCCAACAGUCUUGAAGGAGUUCCCACAUAUGCUGAGCACUUGUUGGCUGCUUUUCCUUCACUCUGCCAUCUGACUCAUCCCAAACCAUCUCAAUUGGGUUGAGGUCGGGGGAUUGUGGAGGCCAGGUCAUCUGAUGCAGUACUCUAUCACUCUCCUUCUUGGUAAAAUAGCCCUUACACAGCCUCGAGGUGUGUUGGGUCAUUGUCCUGUUGAAAAACAUAUGAUAGUCCCACUAAGCCCAAACCAGAUGAGAUGGAGUAUCGCUGCAGAAUGCUGUGGUAGCCAUGCUGGUUAAGUGUGCCUUGAAUUCUAAAUAAAUCACAGACAGUGUCACCAGCAAAGCACCCCCACACCAUAACACCUCCUCCUCCAUGCUUUACGGUGGGAAAUACACAUGCAGAGAUCAUCCGUUCACCCACACCGCGUCUCACAAAGCCACGGCGGUUGGAACCAAAAAUCUCAAAUUUGGACUCCAGACCAAAGGACAGAUUUCCACCAGUCUAAUGUCCAUUGCUAGUGUUUCUUGGCCCAAGCAAGUGUCUUCUUCUUAUUGGUGUCCUUUAGUAAUGGUUUGUUUGCAGAAAUUUGACCAUGAAGACCUGAUUCACACAGUCUCCUCUGAACAGUUGAUGUUGAGAUGUGUCUGUUACUUGAACUCUGUGAAUCAUUUAUUUGGGCUACAAUUUCUGCAGCAGCGGUAACUCUGGGUCUUCCAUUCCUGUGAAGGUCCUCAUGAAGGAGGGUCAUUUGUAAAUUUUCAAUCCAAAUAUUUUAUACAAAGAUAAGCACUAUAUUGUUAGAUUAUAGGAAUAACUCUGGUAGGCCUGAAACAGUCUUCCUCACCUCAAGUUCAAUUGUCAGUUGGAGCGCCGGGGCGUACUGCCUUCAUAGUAUAGGCCUGCAGUAGCUAAAGCUUAAUAAUAGCCACACCAUACCAAAUCUUCACAAACAUUUCUAAACUUUAUUAGGGUAAUAUCAAAAAUAAGUCAAGCCAUUGUUUAUAGGGAAAAAACGAGCAGAAGAGGGGAAAAACGCACUACCCCCCCCCCGAAAUACACACAACCCUAUGCAAAAACAAAAUAAUGUUUGACAACCCUCCCACCAUUAAAUGUCUAUCUGUCCCUAAGAUGUGGUUAAUAUUGCUUAUUCCAAAAGCUGUUUUUAUCUCUCGUCCCCCCCCCACUACUAUAUCAUAAUGUAAUAGCUAUCCUAAGUUGAAUGCACCAAUUUGUAAGUCGCUCUGGAUAAGAGCAUCUUCUAAAUGACUUAAAUGUAAAUUUAUUAUGAUUUGUUAUAUACUGUAACAUCCUCUUUCUCCUUUGAUUGGCUGCCAGCCCUGACAUGCCCUGAGUCCAGCCACUACCAGGUGUGCACCAGUGCCUGCGCCGCCUCGUGCUCGGACCUCACCUCCCACCUGUACUGCACCCACCCCUGCACAGAAGGCUGCCAGUGCGACCCGGGCUACGUGCUGAGUGGCAACCGCUGCGUCCGGCGCCAGGACUGUGGCUGCGAGCGUGAAGGCCUCUACUACCCACUCAACGACACUUUCUGGGCGGGCACCACUGGCGAGGACGGAGAGUGCACCCUGCGCUGCGUCUGUGGGCCCAACGGCAAAGUCUCCUGCUUCAACGAUUCGUGUAGAGAAGGCGAGGUGUGUGUGGCAGAGUUCGGCCUGUUGGGCUGUUACCCCCGCAGGGAGGGGGUGUGUUCUCUGGGCCAGAAUGUUGUGACGGCCUCUUUCGACGGGGCCUCCAUGCCCUUCCCGGACGACAGCUCCUACUACCUGCUGAGGUCAUGUGGGCCAGCGCCGGCCAACGUGUCGGCUGUGGAGGUGAAGAUGGGCCGGCGGCUGGUAAACAAGGGUCCGUCCUGGAUGCGGCCCGUGGUGGUCAGGGUGGCCAACCUGGAGGUCCAGAUGGGUGGAUCGGACUUUGACAUAGUGAAGGUCAGUAUUAUAGCCUGGUGCUCCAGGCACAGGAGGUUGGUGGCACCUUAAUUGGGGAGGACGGGCUCAUGGUAAUGGCUGUAGUGGAAUAAGUGGAAUAGUAUCAAACGCAUGGUUUCCAUUUUGUGUAUGCCAUUCCAUUCGCUCCGUUACAGCCAUUAUUAUGAGCAGUCCUCCCCUCAGCAGCCUCCACUGGACCCAGGGUAACUUCUGGACUAAUAAUCACUUUCAGUGGAGAAAUUUCAUUUAGCAUUCUUUUACACCAGGAGUAGGCUAAAUAUGAGUCUGGGAAACUGGCCCUGAAAGUCUGUCAUCAUGAGAUGAAUACCUUUCUCAUUGGGGGAAAGGAGUUCCAAUGAUGGGUCUUAAGGUUAUUAUGCUGGUGGUGGUGGGGAGAUAGAAGGUCAUUGGACAACUGUUGCUGCAAAACAACAAGUGGAAGACACAAGAUUUGAGUUGACAUAUAAAUACUCCCCUAGAUUCAUGCCAAUUGGUUGAUAGGAAGGCUAGUGAUUAUUGUAGGUUAAUCAGCAACAGUGGUGGAAUUGGCUUAGUGUGCCAUGCUCAUAGGCUGAACUUAAUAGGUGAAUGACAUUCCACAUGCUUGCUAAUGGGAAAGGAGGAAGAGACGUGAUGCUAAACUGAUGAGGUAACAUUACAACACUACCCUAUAAAUACCUGCUAUGCUGACAAGGUAUCAUUAUAACUACUACCAUUUAAAUACCUGCUAUGCUGAUGAGUGAGAUAGGAAGCAAUGUGAAUUAUGAGUUUACUAGAUGAAUGAAAAGAUCCAUUCAGACCAGCCUUACUUAUUGAACUUUCGUAACUACAUAACAGAGAUAGCACUGCACUACAUUACAGUGAUUGAAUGUUGCUGCUACUACCUCUCUAUGAGAUAAUGUUAUGAUGUGUCUAAAUCCCAGCUGAACGGUGAGCUGGUACUGUUGCCUUAUGUCCACCCACUGGAGACCCUUAUGAUCUACCGCGCCCCGGGCAACGCUACCAUUGUGGAGUCCAACGGAUUGGUCUCAGUCCGCUACACCCGCCAGGGCCUCCUCAACAUCUCUCUCUCUACCCUCUUUUACAACGCCACCUGCGGCCUGUGUGGCCUCUUCAACGGAAACGCCAGCGAUGAUCUCCGUCUGCCUGACGGCCGGCUGGCCGAAUCUCCCGAACUUUUCACUGACGGCUGGCGGGCCAUCGCCGACGACCUGACGUGCAAUGGCGAUUGCGACAACCUGUACCGCAUGUGCGCGGACCUGCGGCUCUACCAGAGCCCAUGGAUGUGCGGCAACAUCAACGACCCGGGGAACAGCUCCUUCCUGGCGUGCCAUGGCGCCGUCAACCCCUCGCCGUUCUUCCGGAACUGCCUGUACAACAUGUGCGUGCGGGAGGGAAACCGCUCAGUGCUCUGCUCUUCGCUGCAGGCGUAUGCCUCGGCCUGUCAAGAUGCCCAGAUGGGCCUUGCUGCCUGGAGGAGUGCUACCAAUUGCUGUGAGUUAGUCCACCGCCACCACCUUGGAGUGAUGUUGAGUGAUGGACUGAUUAUGUAUUUUUCCUUUAUGAACCAAACCUUGGCUCUGCUAAUUCUGAAUAUCCCUUUCUCUUGUUUCUGUCUCUGUCUGUCCCGACCUCUCUCUCUGUCUCUCUCAUUUUCUCUCACUCUCUUUUAUUUUCUGUCACUGUCCCACUCUCUCUCUCUAUAUAUUUGUAUUUUACCCCAAUCUCAUCUCUCUCCCCCACACCUCUCUCUCCUUCUCGCAGCCUUGCCCUGUCCGGAGAACAGUCACUUCAACGAGUGCACCAGCGCUUGCCCGCUGACCUGCGCUGGCCUGGACGAGCCCAACGAGCUGUGCCCACUGCCCUGCCAGGAGGGCUGCCAGUGUGUGGAGGGCUUUGCGCUGCGUGACGGCCAGUGCGUGGCACGCAGCGACUGCGGCUGCAUCAGCUCUGCAGGCCGGCAGCUGGCCACCAACCAGACCUUCUGGACCGACUGGGAGUGCCAGGAGCGCUGCUACUGCAACGGCUCAGACAACAGCAUCUACUGCACGCUGGCGCCGUGCCCGAAGGAUGAGUACUGCCAGGAGGGCCUUGAGGGCCUCUACUUCUGCCAGCCGCGCACCGAGGCGCUGUGCAUUGCCGCUGGUUACAGCCACUUCCUGCCAUUCGGCGGUGUGCCCUUCGAGCUGCAGAGUAGCUGUACCUUGAGGCUGGCUACAACGAGGUGCAACGGCGGGGUGGCGGGAGAGGAGGAUAUGGACCAGAGUGCCGCCACCCGACCCAGGAUGAGCACCAGCGUCGACCUCCCUCUCUUCAAGCUGUCAGCCCGGAACGAGGAGCGGGACACGGGGCAAGCCAUCUGGGUGAGGGGGUUCAUCUUGGAAGUCUAUGGCUAUGAGAUUGAGGUGUCUCGGAGCUACAAACACACCAUCACGGUGAGUGUAUUAUGCACUUUUCACCUUUCCAUCCUGAAUUAUACUGUACUGGCUCUGAUAUUUUCAUCUCCCAUUGUCCUUUUUAAGCACGAUUCCAGAAACUAUGGUGGAUGCGCAACUAGGACAGCUCAGUAAAGUUUGGUUUGACUCGGCUCAGUUUGACUCAGUAGGGUGUAAAGGCUGGGGCACUGUCAGUCUUGUUAGACUUUAUUAGGAAGAAACACCUGUGGUAACUAAUGAAAACAGGCCAAGAAUCUUACCAAUGCUUUUCAGAGAUUCCAAUUGAAAAAUGACAGGAGAAAUGUGUUUUUACUAUGUCUUGACACUUUUCAUUUCAAUGCAUAUUCAUCCUUCCAGUGUGACUGAUGUGUUGUGAAUGUCACACAGACGUGUGAGGGAGAGUUAUUUGUUAAUCAAGCCAAUAGAAUAGCGGAGCAAAGAGUAAAUUCCUCUUUGAUUGGCUCAGGGCGGAUCUUAUUUAAAUCGGCAACUUUUAUCAGGCUGGAUUGGGCUCAGAGGAACGGCUGACCUGAGCGACAUUUGGAAAAGAAUCAUAAACCAACCCAAAGAUCUGAGGAGAACCAUAAUACACACACUCGAUCCUAUACACUCACACUCGCUAGAUAUCACACACACACACACACACAAACAGCCAAGACUCACUCUCCCAUGCUCUCUCCCAGGUGAAUAAGGAGCGUCUGUACCUGCCUCUGAAGCUGGGGCCGGGGAAGGUCCACAUCUUCACCUUCGGCAUGCAGCUGGUGGUGGAGACGGACUUUGGCCUGAAGGUUGCCUUCGACUGGAACACGCUGCUCCUGCUCACGCUGCCUCGACACCUCUACAACGCCACCUGCGGCCUGUGCCAGGGCAUGCCACUUUCCUCUCCACCUGCCCUUACCACCAGCAACUGGGGCAUGGCCUGGGCUGAGCGGGACACCUUCUGCCAGGUGGGCUGCGGCGACUCGUGCCCACGUUGCGGGUUGGUAGAGAGAGGCCUCGGUGCCAUCGACGCCCCUCUACUCGUCACAGACGCCUACGUGGAAGGCGGGGCCCACGAUGGUGAGGGAGGAGGCAUCAAUGUUGAUGGCGGGGGUUACACGGGAAUCCGAUUCCACCUGGGCGAUGGGCUGUUUGUGGAGCCCGAGGCGGUGCGUCUGUGCGGGCUGAUCAAGGACCGCGGCGGUGUGUUUGCGCGCUGCCACAGCAAGGUGGCGCCGGUGUUCUUCUACCAGAGCUGCCUGCAGGACACGUGCCUGGACAAGGGUGCCCCGGAGACCAUUUGCAACUGGCUGCAGAUCUACACCAGCACAUGCCAGACCCAGGGGGUGCGCGUGUUAGGCUGGAGGAGUGACACACCCUGUGGUGAGUACAAUAAUAAUUGAGGCAUGAAUCAAGUUGAUUGAGUAGAGUAGAGUUGAGUUGAGUUUAAUUCUCUCCAGCCCAGCUGGAGACUUAUCUUACAUGGGACUGCUCCUCAAUAGUAAUAAUCUAUUAGAUAAUAACAACUGAUACUUUCACCAAGUUCUCAGUCAUAUUAGUAAAGGAGAGAUGAAUCACAAAGCAGCAGCUUUAUGUUACACUCCUACACAAUGACAUACACUUUCACAUGAAUAACUAACUGAUAUUUUCAUGUUUGUUCUUAUCUAUUCUGCAUCUAUUAUUCCACUUUGCACCCAAACUGUAAUCUGUCCAGAGAACCAAUGCCAGGUAAAUGAAAACAUGUAAUCAUCAUGUCUGUGUCUCAAUCAAAGGCAUCAUAUUCCCUAUAUAAUGCUAGUGCACUACAUAAGGAAUAGGGUGCCAUUUUAGACGCAACCCAUAUUUUCGUUACCCAUUUUCUCCUUCACCAGUGCUGACGUGCCCAGCCAACAGCCACUACUCUGGCUGCAUGUCAGUGUGCCAGCCGCAGUGCACCCCAGCCCACGGCCAGAGGGAGUGCACCCAGGACUGUGUGGAGGGCUGCCAGUGUGACCAGGGCUACGUCCUCAAUGGCAAAGGUUGCAUCCUGCCCCAGAACUGUGGCUGCUACAACGACGGCAAGUACUAUGAGGUGAGUCAGUCACACAGACAGUAGUCUCUCUCCACAGACAUUCAUAUACACGUGACAAGCUAGUUAGCUCGAGAUUUCAAUUAUGUCUUGUGAAAGUACACAGACAGUUAAAGACGCACCACAGCUAUUUUAGAACUUUUUCAGUUGAAAAGUAGGCCAUUCAAGGAGUUGGUCUGAUGGUGCCCUCUGAUGUCAUGCCCCCCCUUGCUUGUGGGAACAAUAGAGGAGCAAUAGAGAACAAAAUAGGAAAUCAGGUGAUAUAUGAGGUGAAAAGGAGACUGGAGUGCAACUAAACUAAUAAAUUGUCUGUUGGGUGAACUAAACACUAUGGAGUAAUAUUCGGCAUUUGAAAUCCUCUCCUAGAGGUUUAAAUAUUGUAACAUUGAACCGGCACACACUGUAUAUUUGAGUUAAGUGUAAUAAUUUUUUGUGGCAGUUGUUGCAUCAUAUGCCAUUCCAGUUAGCACAACGUUCUGAGAACCAUAUGUUUCUUAGAGCUUGUGAGAGCGUGGUUGUCCUAUGGUUAUUUUGCAUACAUCCUUCCCAUAACUUUCUGGGAAUGGUUCAGGAUAGUUGCUUGGCUUUUAAACAUUCUCAGCGCAUUUAAGGAACUUGACAAAAAAACAUUAUUGCCGUUUCAUUACUUUAACAGAACGUUUCCUAAAAGUUCAAACAUUGUCACAUUUUGACAUUGGGAAUAGUUGACAUUGGGAAUGUUCUCAAAUUCUUCCAAGAACGUUAACAAAACAAUGUUCUUCUGUGGGAAUUUCAGUACUUCAGUGUAGAGUUUCCUACAGGUUUCCUCAUGGUUCUAUUUAAAGUAAUGUUCUCAAAUUGUUCCCGAGAACAUUAAGAAAACUUUCCAUAAAAACCACAAGAAAACCUUUGUAACGUUCAGAGAACGUUGAAAGAACAUAUACAUUCCGUUCUCAGCAUGUCCAGGCCCGUCUGAAGUUUGCCAAUGACCAUCUGGAUGUAACUUAAUGAUGGUGUUGGAAUCGUGCUUGGCCAUGCAGUCAUGGGUGAACAGGGAGUACAGGAGGGGACUGAGCACGCACCCCUGAGGGGCCCCCGUGUUGAGGAUCAGCGUGGCAGAUGUGUUGUUACCGACCCUUACCACCUGAGGGCGGCCCGUCAGGAAGUCCAGGAUCCAGUUGCAGAGGGAGGUGUUUAGUCCCAGGGUCCUUAGCUUAGUGAUGAGCAUUGAGGGCACUAUGGUGUUGAAUGCUAAACUGUAGUCAAUGAAUAGCAUUCUCACUUACGUGUUCCUUUUGUCCAGGUGGGAAAGGGCAGUGUGGAGUGCAAUAGAGAUUGCAUAAUCUGUGGAUCUGUUGGGGCGGAAUGCAAAUUGGAGUGGGUCUAGGGUUUCUGGGAUAAUGGUGUUGAUGUGAGCCAUGACCAGCCUUUCAAAGCACUUCAUGGCUACAGACGUGAGUGAUAUGGGUCUGUAGUCAUUUAGGCAGGUUACCUUCGUGUUCUUGGGCACAGGGACUAUGGUGGUCUGCUGGAAACAUGUUGGUAUUACAGACUCAGUCAGGGACAGGUUUAAAAUGUCAGUGAAGACAUUUGCCAGUUGGUCAGCGCAUGCUCGGAAGAAUCCCGGGAACAUAUUCCAGUCUGUGCUAGCAAAACAGUCCUGUAGCUUAGCAUCUGCGUCAUCUGACCACUUCUGUAUUGAGCGAGUCACUGGUACUUCAUGCUUUAGUUUUUCCCUUGUAAGCAGGAAUCAGGAGGAUAGAAUUAUGGUCAGAUUUGCCAAAUGGAGGGCAAGGGAGAGCUUUGUACGUGUCUCUGUGUAUUGUUUUGUUUUUAUUAUUAUUAUAAUAUAUUAUUUUUUUACUUAACACUUAUUUUUCUUAAAACUGCAUUGUUGGCUAAGGGCUUGUAAGUUAAAAUUUUACUGUUGUAUUCGGCGCAUGUGACAAAUACAAUUGAUUUGAUAAUUUCCAUUCUCAGAGGGUUAAUAAAACCUCCCAGGAAACAUAGCCACAGGAUGUAGGGGUGCUGAGGGUGCUACAGCACCCCCUGAAUAAUCGUAAUAAAAAAAAAAAGAAUAAUAGCGAAGACAUCAAAACUAUGAAAUAACACAUAUGGAAUCAUGUAGUAACCAAAAAGGUGUUAAACAAAUCAAGAGUGUGCAAAGCUGUCAUCAAGGCAAAGGUUGGCUAUUUGAAGAAUCUCAAAUAUGUUGAUUUGUUUAACACUUUUUUGGUUACUACAUGAUUCCAUAUGUGUUAUUUCAUAGUUUUGAUGUCUUCACUAUUAUUCUACAAUGUAGAAAAUAGUAAAAAUAAAGAAAAACCCUUGAAUGAGUUGGUGUUCUAAAACUUUUGAUAGGUAGUGUAUGUUGUGGAAAAAAUAUAUUUUCACUAAAGUAGUGCCCUGGGCCUUUACUGGUCCUGUAUUAUCGGAGCAAUAUAGCCAUCUGUAGCACAGGUUUAUACAGGUAAAAUCCCAUUGUGAUUGUAAUCUAUUUUGUGAUCAAGGUAAGGCAUUUAAAAAAUAUAUUCUCAAAGGAGUUCAUUAAGUUUGUUUCCUUCCCCUCCCCCUCACUCUCCCUCCUCCAGCCCAAACAACUGUUCUGGAACAGCGACUGCACCAAGCGCUGCCAGUGCAUCGGCCGUAAUCUCAUCCAGUGUGACCCGCGCCGCUGCAAGGCCGAGGAGGAGUGCGCCCUGCGCCAUGGUGUGCGCGGCUGCUUUGCCCGGCGCUCGCAGCACUGUGUGGCGUCUGGCGGCGGUGUCUUCAGGACCUUUGACGGUGCGUCCCUCCGCCUGCCUGCCUCCUGCUCCUUUGUGCUGUCCACCAACUGCCACAAGCUACCUGACCUCUCCUUUCAGCUCAUCGCAAACUUCGACAAGUGGAGCACGCCCAACCUCACCACCAUCUCCCAUGCGUACCUCUAUAUUAACGAGGAGAAUAUCCUGAUCUCCAGGAGCACCGUGAAGGUGAUGGGGAGGGAGAUUAAUGGAUGAAUUAAAGGGUGGUUCGAUGGAUGGAUGGAUGGAUGGAUGAGUGCAUGGCCGCAGGAAGAUAUUUUGGGGUGGGGGUGCUGUCAAUGGGGGAAUUGUAUGUUUGCAUCACUUUAGCAUCUGUUUAUUUUGGAGAAAAUACAUUUGAAAUGUGGGUGUUUUAAUUAGUUUGAGGUUAGAUGGUGAGUCAUGUGUGUAGUUAUAUCAUACAAUUAUUUGUGUGUGUACUUAAAAAGUCUGACCAUGUGUGCAUGAAUCUCACAGCCUGUCCUCCCCCCAACCAGGUGAACGGCACGCCCGUGUCAGUGCCUUUCGUCACGGGCCUGACGCACGUCUCCACGUCGGAGGGCUUCCUGGUCAUCGACACGCUGCAGGACAUCCAGGUGCGCUACAACCGCUUCAACACGCUCAGCAUCACUAUGGGCCAGCGGCUGCAAGACAAGGUUUGUUGUUGUUUUCCCUUAUGGUUGGAGAGCAUUAUGUAAGCAUUAUGUAGCACAUUAUAUGGUUACUGUAAAGCAUCUUUGGGUUUUAGAAAAUAACUAUGAGAGCUAUAAAAGAGCACGUAUUAUUAUUAUUAUUAAGGUGUGCGGCCUUUGCGGCAACUUCAACGGAGACCCCACUGACGACUACAUCACCUCCCGCGGGAAGCCAGCUGUCAGCGCCCUGGAGCUGGCCCAGAGCUGGAAGACCAAUGGCAUGCAGAACAGGUGAGGGGGAGAGGAGCCAUGGGGAAGGGGGGGCAUGGGAGAGAUAGACAGUUAGUGGAUAAAGUGACAGUUCUAUUUAUAUAUAUAUAUAUAUAUAUAUAUAUACAGUGAAGGAAAAAAGUAUUUGAUCCCCUGCUGAUUUUGUACGUUUGCCCACUGACAAAGACAUGAUCAGUCUAUAAUUUUAAUGGUAGGUUUAUUUGAACAGUGAGAGACAGAAUAACAACAAAAAAAUCCAGAAGAACGCAUGUAAAAAUGUUAUAAAUUGAUUUGCAUUUUAAUGAGGGAAAUAAGUAUUUGACCCCCUCUCAAUCAGAAAGAUUUUUGGCUCCCAGGUGUCUUUUAUACAGGUAACGAGCUGAGAUUAGGAGCACACUCUUAAAGGGAGUGCUCCUAAUCUCAGCUUGUUACCUGUAUAAAGAACACCUGUCCACAGAAGCAAUCUAUCAAUCAGAUUCCAAACUCUCCAUCAUGGCCAAGACCAAAGAGCUCUCCACAGAUGUCAGGGACAAGAUUGUAGACCUACACAAGGGCUGGAAUGGGCUACAAGACCAUCGGCAGGGGAUCAAAUACUUUUUUCCCUCACUGUACAUAUAUAUAUAUACCAGUCAAAAGUUUGGACACACCUACUCAUUCAAGGGUUUUUCUUUAUUUUUCACUAUUUUCUACAUUGUAGAAUAAUAGUGAAGACAUCAAAACUAUGAAAUAACACAUAUGGAAUCAUGUAGUAACCAACAUUUUUUAAAACAAAUCAAAAUAUAUGUUAUAUUUGAGAUUCUUCAAAUAGCCACUCUUUGCACUGAUGACAGCUUUGCACACUCUUGGCAUUCUCUCAACCAGCUUCACCUGGAAUGCUUUUCCAACAGUGUUGAAGGAGUUCCCACAUAUGCUGAGCACUUGUUGGCUGCUUUUCCUUCACUAUGCUGUCUGACUCAUUCCAAACCAUCUCAAUUGGGUUGAGGUUGUGGGAUUUUGGAGGCCAGGUCAUCUGAUGCAGCACUCCAUCACUCUCCUUCUUGGUAAAAUAGCCCUUACACAGCCUAGAGGUGUGUUGAGUCAUUGUCCUAUUGAAAAACAAAUGAUAGUCCCACUAAGCCCAAACCAGAUGCGAUGGCGUAUCACUGCAGAAUGCUGUGGUAGCCAUGCUGGUUAAGGUUGCCUUGAAUUCUAAAUUAAUCACAGACAGUGUCAACAGCAAAGCACCCCCGCACCAUAACACCUACUCCUCCAUGCUUUACGGUGGGAAAUACACAUGCGGAGAUCAUCCGUUCACCCACACCGUGUCUAACAAAUGUCCAUUGCUCGUGUUUCUUGGCCCAAGCAAGUCUCUUCUUCUUAUUGGUGUCCUUUAGUAGUGGUUUCUUUUCAGCAAUUUAACCAUGAAGGCCUGAUUCACACGGUCUCCUCUGAACAGUUGAUAGUGGGAUGUGUCUGUUACUUGAACUCUGUGAAGCAUUUAUUUGGGCCGCAAAUUCUGAGGCUGGUAACUCUAAUGAACUUAUCCUCUGCAGCAGAGGUAACUCUGGGUCUUCCAUUCCUGUGGCGGUCCUCAUGAGAGCCAGUUUCAUCAUAGCGCUUGAUGGUUUUUGCGACUGCACUUGAAGAAACUUUAAAAGUUCUUGACAUUUUCCAAAUUGACUCACCUUCAUGUUUUAAUGUAAUGAUGGACUGUCGUUUCUCUUUGCUUAUUUGAGCUGUUCUUGCCAUAAUAUGGACUUGGUAUUUUAUCAAAUAGGUCUAUCUUCUGUAUACCCCCCUUACCUUGUCACAACACAACGGAUUGGCUCAAAUGCAUUAAGAAGGAAAGAAAUAACACAAAUGUACUUUUAAGAAGGCAAACCUGUUAAUUGAAAUGCAUUCCAGGUGACUACCUCAUGAAGCUGGUUGAGAGAAUGCCAAGAGUGUGCAAAGCUGUCAUUAAGGCAAAGGAUGGCUAUUUGAAGAAUCUCAAAUAUAAAAUAUAUUUUGAUUUGUUUGACACUUUUUUGGUUACUACAUGAUUACAUAUGUGUUAUUUCAUAGUUUUGAUAUCUUCACUAUUAUUUCUACAAUGUUGAAAAUAGUAAAAAUAAAGAAAAUCCCUUGAAUGAGCAGGUGUUCUAAAACUUUUGACCAGUAGUGUAUAUAUAUUUUUACAAAUAUGGUGGUGUUGCUUCCUCCAAGCCAUUAAAAAAUGUGUUUGCUGGUUAUUUAGUAACGUCCAGAAUCUCCUAGGAUUAAUGGAGAAUGUAGUGGUGCUAGUUGAAACAUAUUGUAUCGUUGGUGCACUCAAAGCAUGGAUUGAUCUGGCCAACUCUACCUCUACCUCCCAUCUCUUCGCCCUCCCACAGCUGUGAUGAGACCCAGUAUGUGGCACUGGCCCAGUCGUGUGAGAACACAGCCGUAAUGGGCCUCCAGGUCGAGGAGGGGUGCCAGAAGCUCACCCAGAUGAAGGGCUUCUUCCAGCCCUGCCACGGCCUGCUGGACCCUAGGCCCUUCUACCAGUCCUGCUACCUGGACGGUUGCUACAAUCACCACAAGGCCCAGGUGUGCGGCUCGCUGGCUGCCUACGCCGAAGCCUGCCGCUCCCUGGGCAGGCUCACCACCAAGUGGAUUGCCCAGGAGAAUUGCUGUAAGGGCACGGUCAUUGGGACAGUCAUGGGGGCAUGGCACCACUGGCAGGAGAUAAUUAAUAUUGAAUAUUCUGAGAACAUGGUAACCACGUUCUGGGCAAGUUCUGUUUGAGGGAAUGGUCUCUUGGAAACAGUCCUUACACAUCACUGGAACAUUCGUAUGAAAAGAUUAGGUAAUGACCUAAUGAGACUAUAAAUGGAACGUUCUCCAAAGUUGUGGGAAUGUUUUUUUGUUAGCUGGGAGGUUUAUGCAAUUAAAUUAUCAGGUAGGACAGAAAACCAGCAGUACUCUGGAUCUUGUAGGGUACGAUUUGAAAACCCCUACUUUAAGGUAACAUACAGUGGUCUGCAGGGGUAGGUCCUUGGACCAUUAUUGUUCUUACUACACAUGCUACCAAUGGGGGAUGUAAAACACAAAACACUUUGUGCAAUGGUUAUGGCUUUCAUUGUUACGCAGAUGAUACACAGUUAACUGAGGUGUAGCUGAGGGGUCAAUUAAUUACUUGGGUGUAGAGCCAAACUUGAGAUACGUAUGGGUAACUUGAGCUUAGAGGGAAAUUUCAGGAAAAUGUGAGUUACAUUUCUCUAAAACAUAGCAUCAGGCUAUUCAAGAAUGACAGUUAGUUCAGUUGGGUUCUCAUGGGUGAGUGUUAGUGGUGUGACAGCUAACAUUGUUCCUGGAUCUGUUUUUAGCAGAAUGGAUCCAUGACCCCUGCGCAGGAGAGAUCUGCACCAACAACACGUGUGAGCAGGAGAACGGGGGAGACAUGUGUGGCUGCCCCGAGCUGCCCAACAACGCUGGUGGUGAGUGCGAGGGGGUGUGGAGUGGGGGAGUUGAGGGAAGGGGGAUGAGCGAGGGGGGGAAGAUGUUGAUUGUUAGGGCUAGACAAGCAUAGAGAAAAAUGUGUCCAUCUCUACUGUAUGUAGAAAUGUUAAUUUUUUUAUCUCAAUCAUUUAUUUAUCCUGCUCAGUCUCAUUUUGAUCAAACCUCUUACAAGAAAUAACUGUGUUGUGUUCACUAGGCAUGAAAUGGGAGUAAACCGUUUGAACACACACGACUUAAGCCCAAGUCUAGCAACUGUAUACAAGGUAGCUACCGUAUUCUUAUGAUUCUCAAGGUCUGUGUUUCCCCGCUAGGCGAGGAUGACAUCAUCCAGGCGGAGGUGACGUGUAAGCACGCCCAGAUGGAGGUGUCCAUCUCCAAGUGUAAGCUCUUCCAGCUGGGUUUCGAGCGUGAGGACGUGAGGAUCAACGACCAGUACUGCCCUGGCAUUGAGGGAGAGGACUUCAUCUCUUUUCACAUCAACAACACCAAGGGCCAUUGCGGCUCCAUUGUACAGGUAAUUAACCACAGAUCUAAGGUCAGUGAAUCAUUUUUCAAUUCGAACAUUAAUCAUCAGCGCUGUGAUAAUAUAUCUGUCCCUGAAUGAGUGGUCUCCUUCUCAUAACGGACAGUGUGGCUCAAUCGGAUAGGUAGCCACAGAUCUAUAGUCAGAUUAUUAUACCGUUAAUCAUAACACUAAUCAUUAAGGGAUGGAAAAAUAUCUGAUCCUGGAUCAGUGGUUAGAGUGCUACUUCCACCUACGGGUGGCGAACACAUGCCUUAGGCUUGUGACUCAUCCCCAAGGGCUGAUAGGGCUCCAUUUUCCUGGUGAGAAACUGCUAUAAUCCGUAUAGCCAAUAGGGUAGACCUGUCCUCCUACACUGCAAAAAGUGAAAUCUAAGAAAGCCUAAAUACACUACCGGUCAAAAGUUAUAGAAAACCAACCUAUUUUGUAAAAUAAUAGCGAAGACAUCAAAACUAUGAAAUAACACAUUUGGAAUCAUGUAGUAACCAAAAAAGUGCCAAACAAAUCAAACUAUAUUUUAUAUUUGAGAUUCUUCAAAUAGCCACCCUUUGCCUUGAUGACAGCUUUGCACACUCUUGGCAUUCUCUCAUCCAGCUUCAUGAGGUAGUCACUUGGAAUGCAUUUCAAUUAACAGGUGUGCCUUCUUAAAAGAAAAUUUGUGGAAUUUCUUUCCUUCUUAAUGCGUUUGAGCCAAUCAGUUGUGUUGUGACAAGGUAGGGGGGUACACAGAAGAUAGCCCUAUUUGGUAAAAGACCAGGUCCAUAUUAUGGCAAGAACAGCUCAAAUAAGCAAAGAAAAACGACAGUCCAUCAUUACUUUAAGACAUGAAGUUCAGUCAAUACGGAACAUUUCAAGAACUUUGAAAGUUUCUUAAAGUGCAGUCGCAUGAGGCUGGUUCUCAUUAGGACCGCCACAGGAAUGGAAGACCCAGUUACCUCUGCUGCAGAGGAUAAGUUCAUUAGAGUUACCAGCCUCAGAAAUUGCAGCCCAAAUAAAUGCUUCACAGUGUUCAAGUAACACAUCUCAACAUCAAAUGUUCAGAGGAGAUUGUGUGAAUCAGGACUUCGUGGUCGAAUUGCUGCAAAGAAACCACUACUAAAGGACACCAAUAAGAAGAAGAGACCUGCUUGGGCCAAGAAACACGAGCCAUGGACAUUCGACCGGUGGAAAUGUGUCCUUUGGUCUGGAGUCCAAAUUUGAGAUUUUUGGUUCCAACCAAAUCAAAUCAAAUCAAAUCAAAUUUUAUUGGUCACAUGCGCCGAAUACAACAGGUGCAGACAUUACAGUGAAAUGCUUACUUACAGCCCUUAACCAACAGUGCAUUUAUUUUAAACAAACAAGUAAGAAUAAAACAACAACAAAAAAGUGUUGAGAAAAAAAGAGCAGAAGUAAAAUAAAGUGACAGUAGGGAGGCUAUAUAUACAGGGGGGUACCGUUGCAUAGUCAAUGUGCGGGGGCACCGGCUAGUUGAGGUAGUUGAGGUAAUAUGUACAUGUGGGUAGAGUUAAAGUGACUAUGCAUAAAUACUUAACAGAGUAGCAGCAGCGUAAAAAGGAUGGGGUGGGGGGGGCAGUGCAAAUAGUCCGGGUAGCCAUGAUUAGCUGUUCAGGAGUCUUAUGGCUUGGGGGUAGAAGCUGUUGAGAAGUCUUUUGGACCUAGACUUGGCACUCCGGUACCGCUUGCCGUGCGGUAGCAGAGAGAACAGUCUAUGACUAGGGUGGCUGGAGUCUUUGACAAUUUUGAGGGCCUUCCGUCUUUGUAAGACGGACAAUGACCCAACACACCUCCAGGCUGUGUAAGGGCUAUUUUACCAAGAAGGAGAGUGAUGGAGUGCUGCAUCAGAUGACCUGGCCUCCACAAUCCCCCGACCUCAACCCAAUUGAGAUGAUUUGGGAUGAGUCGGACAGCAGAGUAAAAGAAAAGCAGCCAACAAGUGUUCAGCAUAUGUGGGAACUCCUUCAAGAAUGUUGGGAAAGCAUUCCAGGUGAAGCUGGUUGAGAGCAUGCCAAGAGUGUGCAAAGCUGUCAUCAAGGCUAAGGGUGGCUAAGGGUAAAUAUUAAGAAAAACCCUUGAAUGAGUAGGUGUUCUAAAACCUUUAUAAUGAGUGAUAAUUCUCUUAAAAUUAGUGGUUUUUUUCUAGUUUUUUCAUACAAAGCUAAAUUAUCUUAACGUCAUACGCAGAUAGUUUUGCUUAUUUUAACCUAAAAAAGUCUUAAUACAGGUAAUGUAUCUUAUUUCAAAAUAUUUUACCUUAAUACGAGGUAAAAUAUUGUGAAAAAUAUAUUGAAAUAAGAUAAAUGACUUGUAUUAAGCCUUUAGUUUAAAAUAGGCAAAAUUACCUGCCAAUGACAUUAGAUAAUUUACUUGAUAAAAUUAAAAAAACGAUAUAUAUUUUUAUCAGUCAAUAUAAGAUACGCUACAUGACCAAAAGUAUGCGGACACCUUCUCGUUGAACAUCUCAUUCCAAAAUCAUGGGCAUUAAUAUGGAGUCCCCCCUUUCCUGCUAUAACAGCCUCCACUCUUCUGGGAAGGCUUUCCACUAGAUGUUGGAACAUUGCUGUGUGGACUUGCUUCCAUUCAGCCACUAAUUUGAAGGGGUGUCCACAUACUUACGUAUAUAUCGUUUAUUUAGGUUUGCUUAGAUUUAACUUUUUGCGGUGUAUCCAAAUGGCCAGUAGGGCUCCAUGUUACUGGUGAAAUCUCUUCCCAGAUCAAUAGGCAUACUAUACCUACUGUAAUGACGGUUAUUGUCUGGCAUUUCUAUCUUCAAAAUGUGACAAUUUUAUUUUCUACCAGUCCAACGGCACACACAUCAUGUACAAGAACACGGUGUGGAUCGAGAGCUUGAAUAACACGGGCAACAUCAUCACCAGGGACAAGACAAUCAACAUGGAGUUUUCCUGCGCCUACGAGCUAGACCUCAAGAUAUCCUUGGAGACCGUGCUCAAGCCCAUGCUCAGGUUAGAGGACCUACUUUUUCUCAACAGUAGAGCUGUAAACUUUCCCAAAAUUACCAGGUUUUCCAGAAAUCUCAAUUGUAAGAUUCCCGGAAUCAGAAGAGAAUAAGCAGGAAAUCUGGAAUCCUUGAAUCAGAAUUUAUGGAAAACCUGGGAAAUUUGGGAAAGUUAAGAGAAUUUUGCAACUCUACAUGAUGAAAUGUAGUCUGAAAUAUGCAUUUAUUUUGGUUUUAUAUCUAUACAUUUAUGUGAAUGAUAGAGAUAUAGUAUGUGCCAUGUCACAUUGGACAAGAGAUUGCACACAAGACCAAUGUUUUCCAUCGCCUGACUUCCCUCUCUCUAUUCCCCCCCCCCCCCUUAUCUCUCUCUCUCUCCCAAACUCCCUCUCGCUCUCUCUCUCUCCCCCUCUCUCCAGUGUUAUCAACCUCACCCUUCCCACCCAGGAAGGUAACUUCAUCACCAAGAUGGCGCUGUACAAGAACUCCUCGUACCGCCAGCCUUACCACGAGCGUGAGGUGGUGCUGAGCACGCGGGACGUCCUCUACGUGGGGGUGUUUGUGGAGGGGGCCGAUGAGGACCAGCUCAUCCUCAUCGUCAAUAUGUGCUGGGCCACGCCGUCCCGCUACAGCAGCGACCGGCUCCGCUACAUCAUCAUAGAGAGAGGGUAGGCGCAACAUAUAUAAAGUACAAAAUGUCUACGGCCAAAAUAGCAAAAUAGCACCCUAUCCAUUAUUAGGACCACACCAACUUCUCCUUCUCUGUUUCCUAAGUUGUCCCAACAUCAAGGACAACACCGUCGGCAUGGCUGAGAACGGGGUGUCCCUCACCUGCCGCUUCCACGUCACCGUCUUCAAGUUCAUCGGGGACUACGACGAGGUCCACCUCCACUGUGACGUGUCGCUGUGUGACCACGAGACCAAUGCCUGCAAAGUGGUGAGGAGACCCUGAACACUGCACACUGAGCAUGGUGGUGACCACUGAACACAGGUUCAUAUUACAUCCGGAACCAGUUUAAUCUGUCCAGGAAACCAUCCCAAAGUGUUAAUAUGCGGCAAAUGAUAACAAAUCUAACAUAUUGUGAAGCAUGCUUACAAUGGCUAAGCUUACAAUGGCUACGUUAUGCCACCUUAUCACAAGUGUGUAUGUCUGUGUGUGUGUGUGUGUGUGUAGAACUGUCCCCACAACAGGAGAAUGUACUCAGACUACAGCGAUCACAAGGAGAAGAUUCUCACUGUAGGACCCAUCAGAAGGAGAGGUACACAUCAGUGUUGCCCUAGUGUGUGUGCGUGUACUGUAUGCGUGUAUGUAAUACAGACACGUCGCCUUAGUGUGUGAGUGUGUGUGUGUGAAUAGUCUGUGUCUGUUGUCCAAGUGCUACAUCUGCAUGCAUUAUGUGUGAGUUUGUGUAAAUACCAGUAUGUGUGUGAUUCACAAUUUUGUGUUUAUAUCAGAGUCGGACUGGUGUGAGGUGGGUAACGGAGGCUGUGAGCAGAUCUGCACCAGUAAAAGGAUGGGAGCUAUGUGUAGCUGUGUGACUGGGAUGCUGCAGCGGGACGGCAAGAGCUGUCAAGGUAUACACACAUCAUCCUCUCACAUCUAUACAGUGCUAAUAAAUAAUAUGGGUCAUUCUACGAAUAGAGUGCCUUUAAGGUAGUGUAAUUUUGUUAAAAAUACAUUUAUUUCACCUAAUUUUAACAUUCUGUCAUAAAGAGCAACUUCAUAAAAACAUGUUUCCCAUCUCAAGAGGUUCAAUUAAGAAAAAUGACUAUAAAAGUGACUAAGGUUGCACAUUUCCAGAAAUCCCGGUUGGAAUAUUCUCGGAAUCAGAAGGGAAUAAGCAAGAAAAAUGGAAUCCUCAAAUCAGGAUUUCUGCAUAACCUGGGAAUUUUGCAAAAGAAAAAGGAAGUACACUGUACCAGAGUUGGGGUCAAUUCCAUUUCAAUUGACUGAGGUGAAAAGGAAUUGAUCCCACGCACUGUAUAGUAGGCACAUACUGUGUCUUAAUUUUGAAGGUACUUAAAGUUCCUUCAGAAAGUAUUCACAGCCCUUGACUUUUUCCUAAUUUUGUUGUGUUACAGCCUUAAUUUUACAUGUGUUAAAUUGAGAGUUUGUGUCAUUGAGCAUGGUGAAGUUAUUAAUUACAUUUUGGAUGGUGUAUCAAUACACCCAGUCACUACAAAGAUGCAGGCGUCCUUCCUAACCUGGUUGCCGGAGAGGAAGGGAACCAACCACUCUGGGAGUUCACCAUGAGGCCAUUGGUGACUUUAAAACAGUUUAAUGUCUGUGAUAGGAGAAAACUGACUGAACAACAUUGUAGUUACUCCACAAUACUAACCUAAUUGACAGAGUGAAAAGAAGGAAGCCUGUACAGAAUAAAAUAUUCCAAAACAACCAUCCUGUUUGCAACAAGGCACUAAAGUAAUACUGCAAAAAAUGUGGCAAAGUAAUUAACUUUUUGUCCUGAAUACAAAGUGUUAUGUUUGGGGCAAAUCCAAUACAACACAUUACUGAGUACCAUUCUCCAUAUUUUCAAGCAUAGUGGUGGCUGCAUCAUGUUAUGGGUGUGCUUGUAAUCGUUAAGGACUGGGGAGUUUUUUCAGGAUUAAAAAGAAACGGAAUGGAGCUAAGCACAGGCAAAAUCCUACAGGAAAACCUGGUUCAGUCUGCUUUGGUAUUUGGUAUAUUUUGUUAUUUUAUUAGCUGCAUCUACUCUUCCUGGGGUCCACACAGAACAUGAAACAUGACAUAAUAUAGAACAUUAAUAGACAAGAACAGCUCCCCAACACUGGGAGAUGAAUUCACCUUUCAGCAGGACAAUAGCCUAAAACACAAGGCCAAAUAUACACUGGAGUUGCUUACCAAGACGACAUUGAAUGUUCCUGAGUGGCCUAGUUGCAGUUUUGACUUAAAUCAGCUUGACAAUCUAUGGCAAAACUUGAAAAUGGCUGUCUAGCAAUGAUUAAAAACCAACUUGAAGAAUUUAAAAGAAUAAUGUGCAAAUAUUGUACAAUCCAGGUGUGCAAAGCUCUUAGAGACUUACCCAGAAAAGCUCACAGCUGUAAUCGCUGCCAAAGGUGAUUCUAACAUGUAUUGAUUCAGGGGUGUGAAUACUUAUGUAAAUGAGAUAUUUCUGUAUUUAAUUUCCAAAACAUUUGCAAAACAUAUUUUCACUUUGUCAUUGUGGGGUAUUGGGUGAGAUUCCCUUUUGAAUUCAGGCUGUAACACAACAAAAUGUAAAAUAAGUCAAGGGGUGUGAAUACUUUCAGAAGGCACUGUACAAGUAAGUGAUGUGUGGCGCGUGACAAGCACAACACAGUUUGCAUGUGACUUCCUCCUCGUUGCACCUCAGUGCUCCCCUUUUGUGAAACCCUAAACCGUCAUGAUGCACACGUAUAGUCUUCAUGUGGCCCAUGCUGCCCAUCUCACGGUUUACAACUCAGUAAACCCUAGCUGCAAGGCAAGUAGGGGACAGUAUUACCUCCUAACUAUAGCAUAGAGAUGCCCUGUUACAAAGACAACCAGAUCACGACUUGGAGGAGUAUUCCCAUUCUGAUCAGAGAUGCGCUAGAAAGUUACAUUUUACAGUAUUUUACAAUAUUGUUUUACAGUAUUUACAGUACUUUUCCCACUGGUAUUAACUUGGUAUUUACUAGGAAAUUAUGUGGUAUCAAUGGUACUUUCUUGUUCUUGUGUCAUUCCACAAAAUGAUUGCCUUUUGCGUCCCUUUGAUAUUUUAAGUAGAACUUGCGCACCAAUAUUUAAUUUUAAAAGCCUGUUAUAUUCAAUUAAGUGUCCUUUUAAUAUAGACCACAUGGAGAAUUCAAUAAAUACAUUUUUAAUAUGGAUAAAGACUUCCUAAAGUGCCAAAAUCCAGCAUUUCCUCAGUGCACUCUCUGUGACAUCCAGGAAGAUUUUAACCCACUUAACCCUUACAUUUCUCAAAAUUGUCACCAUGAUUGUAAAGCCCUAGUUAUUUUGUUGCUUUAGCAAAGUCAUUUCUGAAAAUGUGAUUAGUAAUUCAUUUGAAGGUUAAAAAAAACCUGCCCCUUAUUUUAAGGUCAACCCUGUUACAUGAACUGUACUCUUGUUUUAAUAUAGUGAAACUAUUCCUUCAAAGUGAACAUCUAAUAGUCAAAUCAUAGUAUAAAAGCAGGUGAGAUGGUUCUACUCUUUUUGGCCAUUUUGUGGUAGAAAACCGAGUGGGUCGAGCAUAACACAUCAACCCUGUGGAUAGAUGGACAGGCUAGAAAUGUUUUAACAAUUCAUUUUUUGAAUGAAGCUUGCAUUCAAUUGCCCCUCUCUGUUGCACACAACAAGAGUCCACUUCCGCUGUCAGAAGGGGAUUUAUAGGGUUGAGUAAAUUGUCAACCCUGUUACGGUCAACCCUGUUACUUUAUUUGGCACUUAAUUGGCACUUACUGUACUAUAGUAUUUUUGUGUGUUUUUUAUUAAGUUGAACAUUUGCUCUUUAUUAAAGAAUGUUAAAAUUUGGUGAAAUCAAAAGUAAUUUUUCACCAAGUUACAGAACUCAAAAGGCACAAAAUUGGUGGAACCACCCACUUACAGUGGGGGAAAAAAGUAUUUAGUCAGCCACCAAUUGUGCAAGUUCUCCCACUUAAAAAGAUGAGAGAGGCCUGUAAUUUUCAUCAUAGGUACACGUCAACUAUGACAGACAAAAUGAGAAAAUUCCAGAAAAAAAUCCAGAAAAUCACAUUGUAGGAUUUUUUAUGAAUUUAUUUGCAAAUUAUGGUGGAAAAUAAGUAUUUGGUCAAUAACAAAAGUUUCUCAAUACUUUGUUAUAUACCCUUUGUUGGCAAUGACACAGGUCAAAUGUUUUCUGUAAGUCUUCGCAAGGUUUUCACACACUGUUGCUGGUAUUUUGGCCCAUUCCUCCAUGCAGAUCUCAUCUAGAGCAGUGAUGUUUUGGGGCUGUCACUGGGCAACACAGACUUUCAACUCCCUCCAAAGAUUUUCUAUGGGGUUGAGAUCUGGAGACUGGCUAGGCCACUCCAGGACCUUGAAAUGCUUCUUACGAAGCCACUCCUUCGUUGCCCGGGCGGUGUGUUUGGGAUCAUUGUCAUGCUGAAAGACCCAGCCACGUUUCAUCUUCAAUGCCCUUGCUGAUGGAAGGAGGUUUUCACUCAAAAUCUCACGAUACAUGGCUCCAUUCAUUCUUUCCUUUACACGGAUCAGUCGUCCUGGUCCCUUUGCAGAAAAACAGCCCCAAAGCAUGAUGUUUCCACCCCCAUGCUUCACAGUAGGUAUGGUGUUCUUUGGAUGCAACUCAGCAUUCUUUGUCCUCCAAACACGACGAGUUGAGUUUUUACCAAAAAGUUUUAUUUUGGUUUCAUCUGACCAUAUGACAUUCUCCCAAUCCUCUUCUGGAUCAUCCAAAUGCACUCUAGCAAACUUCAGACGGGCCUGGACAUGUACUGGCUUAAGCAGGGGGACACGUCUGGCACUGCAGGAUUUGAGUCCCUGGCGGCGUAGUGUGUUACUGAUGGUAGGCUUUGUUACUUUGGUCCCAGCUCUCUGCAGGUCAUUCACUAGGUCCCCCCGUGUGGUUCUGGGAUUUUUGCUCACCGUUCUUGUGAUCAUUUUGACCCCACGGGGUGAGAUCUUGCGUGGAGCCCCAGAUCGAGGGAGAUUAUCAGUGGUCUUGUAUGUCUUCCAUUUCCUAAUAAUUGCUCCCACAGUUGAUUUCUUCAAACCAAGCUGCUUACCUAUUGCAGAUUCAGUCUUCCCAGCCUGGUGCAGGUCUACAAUUUUGUUUCUGGUGUCCUUUGACAGCUCUUUGGUCUUUGCCAUAGUGGAGUUUGGAGUGUGACUGUUUGAGGUUAUGGACAGGUGUCUUUUAUACUGAUAACAAGUUAAAACAGGUGCCAUUAAUACAGGUAACGAGUGGAGGACAGAGGAGCCUCUUAAAGAAGAAGUUACAGGUCUGUGAGAGCCAGAAAUCUUGCUUGUUUGUAGGUGACCAAAUACUUAUUUUCCACCAUAAUUUGCAAAUAAAUUCAUAAAAAAUCCUACAAUGUGAUUUUCUGGAUUUUUCUUCCUCAAUUUGUCUGUCAUAGUUGAUGUGUACCUAUGAUGAAAAUUACAGGCCUCUCUCAUCUUUUUAAGUGGGAGAACUUGCACAAUUGGUGGCUGACUAAAUACUUUUUUUCCCCCACUGUAUACAACACAAUUGGUAACUACUUGUUACCAAAUCAAUCUUCAUGAAACAAGCACGUAAAUCAUUAAUACUGUAUUGUUACCAAUUUACCGUCUACCUUUUAAGUAAUGCCUGGUUAUUUCGGUACCAUAAAGUAAAAUACUACCAAAAAAUCAUGUUUGCUCCCAAAACCACCGGGGUUCUCUUCUAUCUCAUCUGACCUUUUAUUCUACCCUUCAUAAGACGUUCUAUUUUUUUAUUCCCGCCAUGCAGCUGUCAGCUCCAGCGUUGACCUACGACCCCUUGUUCUCCCUCUGGCUCUUAGCACUGUGGUCUCCAUGCUCCUCACUCACACACACAAUUCCCUCUUCUCCUAA
Molecule: messenger RNA, 66788 nt
Organism: Coregonus sp. 'balchen'
Lineage: Eukaryota; Metazoa; Chordata; Actinopteri; Salmoniformes; Salmonidae
Source: the annotation of a GenBank genome assembly